AGACUCGCAGCCGACAAGGAGCCGACAACCCAGGCGGGUUGCCGCUCCGUCGGGGCGCCGCUGCGCUUUGCACAGCUUUUUGCAGAGCGAGCCGGGUAGCACAUGCGAGCUGCGCUCUCCUUUCUCUUUCUCUCUCGGAUCUCCCUCCCUCUUUAGAAAUCGCGGAGGGAGGCGGCGGAGGCUUUGCAAGGCCGGACGAGCCAUGGGGGGGCCCGUGGGCUUGCCCGCCCUCCCUCCUCCUUGCAGCCCCCACCCCUUUCCUCGGCGUCUUUAAGCAGCAGCGGCAGAAGGAGGAGAAGAAGGAACGGCGCGCCUGGGCGCAUCGGCGAGGAAGAGGAACGCGCUGCUGCUGUUGUCGGCGGCGGCGCCCUGGCCAUGGGGCGCUUCUUCGCCCCCGGAGGAUGAGGUGGUGGUUGGGACUGCGGCUCCUGCGGCGCCGGGAGCUGCCCGCUGGCUCCCGAUGAGCGACUGGAAGGCGGGGAAACGGCAUCGGAGGAUGGCGGCGGGUCUCCUGGCGUGCAAAGGCCCCCGCACCCGGCUGCCGGUGGGCGCCAGCGCCCUGGGCUUCUUUGUCCUCUGCUGGCUGUACAUCUUCCCCGUCUACCGGCUGCCGGACGAGAAGGAGGUCGUGCAGGGAGUCCUGCUGCAGCAAGGCAGAGCCUGGCGGAGGAACCGCAGCGCCGUGGCCGGAUUCAGGUGAGUGAGUGCCAGCCGGGCAUCACUGGCGGGCUGCGCAGCUGGGCAGCCCAAGGGCACACGGGGACACCCAGCAGCAGGGAAGGGCGCGCUUGCCUCUCCUUCGCAGGAGGCCGGGGCUAGCCCUCGGGAUGAAUCCUGCCUCCCCUUCGUCACGCGCCUUUAUUGAUAAGAAGAAAUUAAAAACUUGAUGGAGCGUAGGACAUUUCCCCCUGCAGAGCUUUCCUUCUGGCAUCCCUCCUGGCUUCAGUAGAUACUGAUUUCCAAACAGGCAAGGGUGCGUCAAUUUUUGGGUAGGGUGGCUUUAUUUUUACAUCGCCUUUAUUGGAGAUCCUCUUCCCCCAAAACAGUAACCCCGAGCUAAUUCGUCGGCAUAAGAAGCGAAGUCAAGUUGUGACACUGCAGCUUUGCAGAACGAACUUCCGCAGGAUGGCAGCCUGAGCGGAUGGAAAUGAUGGGCUUAUCUGUAUCAGAGCGAGAGAUAAAGCAUGUGACCUUUUAGAAAUACUCACCAGGCUGCAAUGCUGGGCUGUGUGCGGGAGAGGUAGUUUUCAAAGCAUUGAAAAGGACAUGCCGGACAAGUUUGCUCCGGAAGCCUUGUGGAAGGAUGCCGCUGGCUGCUAGAAUGCUGUUAUUUACAAAGCAAAGAUAUUAAAGCCAUAAAGAGCAGAAUGUGCUGCUGUGCUGUCAAUCAAAGGGUCUGCAAGGGUGCCAGGAAGGCCACCUUGGCGGCACAGCACCCUUUGAUUACACAUCAGAGCAGCUGGAGAAGACAGGCCGAAAUGUUUUGCAAUCCCUCUCUUUUGUUUGCUGCUGCCAUCUUCCUGUAUUGCCCUUGUGCCAAAUCUGAAUAAAGGAGAUACAAAGAGUACUAUUGGAGAUUUUGUUUUUUGCUGGGGGGUGCGUGGGUGGGCGCAAGAGGAAGGGAAAGCUGGUUGCAAGAAUUUCCGAUCUAUUCUGUCUGGCCUACAAAUUGUGUGGCCGGUUUCCACCCGCCACGUGCUGCCUUCGCAAGCUGAAUGCAAAGAUUAUUGCUGCCCUGUCCUUUAUUUCCCUGACCUCUGGUUCAUAUUUAUUGAAUGCACGAACCCUGGACUCCCGGGUCGUAGUGAAACACUUGAUAACGGCUAUACCGCACUGGAGCUUGGAUACGCCUUCUUCGAUACACCUCCCUUCUUUUGUUCUCUCUCUCCCCCUCCUUUCUUGUCUGUGCCACUGUCUCUACAUGUACAUUUUCUUACUGGGGACCCACCUCUGAAGUUUGCCACAUUCAGUACUGGCAAAACUGCAGGGAUUACCUCCCUGUCUGCUGCCCCGGUUGUGUGAAAGUGGCAGAGAAUUGCUGGCGAAGGGGGAGGUUGAAGUGUAAUGGUCUUGCUUGGGUUGUGGGCAGAGGGUUUGGCCAGGGGACAGAUGGGGUUUUGGAGUUUCACAAUGCUACCCUCCUUCACCUUUUUCAGUAAUUCAUAAUAUAUACGUUGUUGGAUUUAUCGCCCAGCCACCCCCACAACUCAUGGUCCGUAUAAACAAUAGCACGUUGUCUAUAUCAAAAUACAUUUAUCCCUAUAAAUGUAUAGGGUGGCGCUGUGGUCUAAACCACUGAGCCUCUUGGGCUUGCCAAUCGGAAGGUCAGCGGUUCGAAUCCCUGCAACUGAGUGAGCUCCCGUUGCUCUGUCCCAGCUCCUGCAAACCUAGCAGUUCGAAAGCAGGCCAGUGCAAGUAGAUAAAUAGGUACCGCUGUGCCAGGAAGGUAAAUGGCAAUUCACGGUGUUCUGUUGUGCCAGAAAGUGGUUUAGUCGUUCUGGCCACAUGACCCAAAAAGCUGUCUGUGGACAAACACUGGCUCCCUCAGCCUGAAAGCGAGAUGAUCGCCACAACUCAAUAGUUGCCUUUGACUGGGCUUAACCAUCCAGGGGUCCUUUACCUUUACCUUUUUACAUUUAUCCCUAUAUCUAAAUACAUAUCUGCAUUUAUCAUUCCAUUUCUAAUUCAUUUAUCCCUAUAUCUUUUUUGAUAUCUUUUUUUAAUUGAAAGAUUUUCCAUAAGUAAUAAAAGUGCGUUCAAUGUCUCUGUUAGCAUUUCCCUUGACUCUCCCUCCUGCUUCCCUCCACAUCAUUCACUCCCUCCUCCCCAGAGACUAGCCCUUCUCCCCCCCCCCACGCUGCCGAGAGGAAAUGACAGUCCUGAGCUGAUUCAAGUCUACUUUGUUUUCCUUUCAUUUCUAUUUCCUCUGCAAUUGGCCUACUCCAGAUGUUUCUGGAAGAUCUCUCUCCCCUGCUCCACAUGCCUCCAACCCAACCUCAAUACAUCAGAUUUAUGAUUUUUAAUCUCCUGUGUCCAGUCCUCACCUUUGCCACAGAUUCUUCCUAUUCAGCCUUUGGCCGUGCAGGAUCACUCUGUAAAAAGGGCACAAGAACAGCAGUGCAAACUAUAAAGCAAAUGUGCUCAACUUAUAAAGCAGGCAAAAAGGUAAAGGUAAAGGGACCCCUGACCAUUAGGUCCAGUUGUGACCAACUCUGGGGUUGCGGCGCUCAUCUCGCUUUAUUGGCCAAGGGAGCCGAUGUACAGCUUUCGGGUCAUGUGGCCAGCAUGACUAAGCCGCUUCUGGCGAACCAGAGCAGCGCACGGAAACGCCGUUUACUUUCCCACUGGAGCGGUACCUAUUGAUCUACUUGCACUUUGACAUGCUUUCGAACUGCUAGGUUGGCAGGAGCAGGGACCAAGCAACGGGAGCUCACCCCGCUGCAGGGAUUCGAACCACCGACCUUCUGAUCGGCAAGUCCUAGGUUCUGUGGUUUAAGCCACAGCGCCACCCGCAUCCCUAUAAAGCAAGUACGUUGCAUUAAUUAGGAAUGGACCAUCGCCCUAUGUGUUUUCAAUUAAAGUGAAAGCUGUCACGAUCCGUUGAAUAGAGGCACAAGGAUUCCUGACCCAUCUUUGCCACAGAGUCAUUCUGCGGCCUGAGGCGAGUCACAUUCUCAUUCCCACUCUCACCCUCAGUUCCCUUACCUGUAAAAUGGGAGCAAUAGAGAACACCAUAGGAUUCUUAUGGGGUGGGCCCAUUUUGAAACAACAACAAAGCAAUGAAGUGCUUUGCAAGCAGUGUUUUACAAGAACAUUCCAUGUUCACACCCUGUAGUCCAUCCACAAGGCAGGCCCCCAAACAUUCCCAUUUUACAGAUGAGAAACUGAGGCCGGCAUAAAAAUGUGUCUUGCCAGAGGUUGCGCAAUUAGACAGCUGGGAAAGCUGAACCCUCUCCAUGUGAAUAAGAAUGACUAUAUUGGCUCUGGCAGUAUCUUUGUCAGAGUCACUGGGAAGAAAAUCAACAAUUUAGGGCUGAGCAAAACAGGCCCAAAGAACAGAUCGAACUCUUUUUCCCCCAAGGCCCUUGGAAUUGGCUGAGCAAAGCCAUGAGCUCCUGAUCAGUUCAAGGCUUGCCUUUCCCUUUUUUAUUAAGAAAAACUCCUGGAGCAAUGGGGAGAUGCUUAAUGUCAGCCAUGGGGAAAGGCUGGAGGGGAGGACUGGGAAAAACAUGUUCCCUGCUUGACACACUGAUCAGUGUGCUCUUGGAGCAUGGCCAGCACCUGUCUCCCUGCUCCACGGAAGCCUUGGCUUGGAUGAAUGUCUAUGCAGUCUGCAUUGCGUGGCCUGCCUUUUGCCGUUUACUCUGUUGCUUGGCGCCGAGCCAAGAUUCCCUCACUCCCUCCUGGGCCACCAGCCAAUCCCACAGAGAUGGGACGAUGGGAUAGGUGAACCCUCACCCAGCUCAAAAUCUUCCAUCUAAGGGUCAGAGAGCUGUGCUCAAAUGGGCACAAACUGCCCCAAAGUCCAGGUUUCUCACAUGCACGAUAUUGUUAAUAUUGGAGGGCAAGGGAUCACCGUUGGAGAUAAGCGCAGAUCCUAGUGCUGGGGCUUUAUCGCCUCUCUCGGCUCGGACACACUUGGAGUCCGAAGGGUUUUCGUGGUCAAAUCACGGCUGAGGAAUGGAUCCAGUACCAAGAUACGUUGACCAUGGAGCUGGUCAUUGCUGGUGGUAUUUGCACUCCUGCCUGACUACGAAGGCGAGAGGGUUGACACCCCCCAUGUAGCAGAAGGUUUUUACGCAAAAUGGGCCCGGUUCAACUCGCAUCAUCUCCUGGCAGGGCUGGGAAAGACUCUCUGGAGGGCUGCUGCCAGCCUGGGUAGACAGUACUGUGCUAGAUGGACUAAUGGCUUGACUCUAUAUAAUUUCCUAUGAGAUAGACUGCUUGUGGCUAUGGAGGGUCCAUUUAGCUAUCACGGCUAAAAAACAUCGAGACCCCCUGUGAAUGUGUUCAGUCUUUUUUAAAAAGCUAGUAAACUAGAAUCUUCCGUAAAGAAUUAAUAAAAUCUUUCCAUUUAUUAUCAUGUAUUCAUACUCUGAGCUAGUAAACUAGAGUCUUUAAAAAAAUAAUAUUUUUUUAUUAUGUACUCCAAGCUAGUAAACUAGAAUCUUUUUAAAAAUAAUUAAUAAAAUCUUUUAAUUUUUUUAUUGUGUAUUUAUACUCCAAGCUAGUUAACUAGAAUCUUUUUAAAAAUAAUUAAUAAAAUCUUUUAAUUUUUUUAUUGUGUAUUUAUACUCCAAGCUAGUUAACUAGGAUCCUUUAAAAAGAAUUAAUAAAACCUUUUAUUUUUUAUUAUUAUUACACACUCAUACUCCAGGCUAGUAAACAUGAAUCUUUUAAAAAGGAAUUAAUAAAAUCUUUUAAUUUUUCAUUGCAUACUUGCACUCCGUCUUUUCGCAAGCCCACUCUUUGGAGGGUAUGUGAUGCUGCUGCAAAGCUUUCCAUAGGCAACUGUUGGACUAAUUGGGACUUUGGCCUGAUUCAGCACAGCUCUUGGUAUCUUCUUUUGCAAUAUUGGUACCAAAUUUACACCUUAAAUGUAAAUGGGAUAAUCCAUUUAAGUAACAGCACUAAGAUCCUACUGACUUGGACAAACUCAAGCUUCCAUCUAUAUGUGGCACAGAAGUUUCGCCUAUAUAAAUCUGGCACUGUGUUAAAUAGACUCAAGGAUUUUACCAAGGGCCUGCCGGCGAUCAGUUUUACACUGUUAUUCGCAAAAGGGACUGCACUGGUUUUUUGCCCGCUUUCUGUUGGAACAUUGAUAUCUUCUGGUUUAAAACAAUGGGAAUAAGUGACCUGUUAAGACGAGACUUCUCAGACCAGAAUCACAGCUUAGAUUAACCUUGCAGUGUCUUGUAGUAGUGAAUUUUGUAUCUCAAGAGCGUUCAAAGAGACCUGCUGGAUCAAAGCAGACUCCCAUCUCGCCCAUCAUCCUUUUCUCACAGUGGCUAGCCAGAUGUUCCAGCCCACAAAUGAUAAAUUGGUACCUUGGGAGUUUUUUGGGGGUCUUUAUGUUUUCUUCCUGAAACUUUUUGCAACUCAGGUUUAUUGGAUAGUCCCUAAGCUGUAGUUUUAUGUGAGGGAGAGAGGCCUUCCACCUUCUGCAUUCUCUCCAUGAUGACGCAUUCCUCACCUGUCACAUCCAAUUUAUGGAAAAACCUGGAGGUUUUCCAGAACCGCGACCAUUUCUAUUUGGACAGGCAUUUUCUGUUAAGGAGAGAAAAACAGCUCAAUGGAAGAACUUCUGCCCUGUAUGCAGAAGGCCCCAGGUGUCUCCAGGUAGGGUUGGGGAAAACUAUCUGAGACCCCAGAGAGUUGGUGAUAGUCGGAGUAGAUCAGAAGUGUAUAUAUAUAUAGACACGGGUGGCGCUGUGGGUUAAACCACAGAGCCUAGGACUUGCCAAUCAGAAGGUCAGCGGUUCGAAUCUCAGCAACAGGGUGAGCUCCUGUUGCUCAGUCCCUGUUCCUGCCAACCUAGCAGUUCGAAAGCAUGUCAAAGUGCAAGUAGAUAAAUAGGUACCACUCUGGCGGGAAGGUAAACGGCAUUUCCUUGCGCUGCUCUGGUUCGCCAGAAGCGGCUUAGUCAUGCUGGCCACAUGACCCGGAAGCUGUACGCCGGCUCCCUCGGCCUAUAGAGCGAGAUGAGCGCUGCAACCCCAGAGUCGGUCACGACUGGACCUAAUGGUCAGGGGUCCCUUUACACACACACACACACACACACACAAUAUCAUUUUCAACAAUUAUUAAACAUACUUUUAUAUCUUAUACAAAUCUGAAAAUUUUCCAAUCUUUUCACUUUGUUUACAUUUCUUACUUUCACUAUUACAUUUAAAUAUCAUAACUAAUGUCUCUCUUCUUUCUCUUCUUUGCAAUAUUUCAUAUAUUCUUCCUUACAAACUUCUUGUAGUCCUACUAGCGUAAUUUGUUGAUUACAGUUGCUCUUCAAAUAGUUUGUAUAUUUCUUCCAAUCUUCUGUAAAUCUCUGGUCCCACAGCUUUCGAAUCCUUCUUGUCAUUUUAUCCAAGAUCAGAGGUUUUCAACCUUUUUGGGUCCACAGCUCCCUUGUCCAACUACAUUCUUUCCGCGGCAUCCCUGUGGGGCUCAGGAGCUCAGUUAUGACACCCCUUGCCCGCAGAGCCGGCAGCCCCUCACCCUUUUUCAAAUACCCUUCCCUUGUAGAGUGUUCCCACAGCCUCCUCCCCUCUUCCUUCUCAUUGGGAGUCCUCCAGGCAGCUGCUGCUGCCCCCCGGUCUCUGAAUUGCCCCCUGCCCCAAAGAGAGGUGCCCACAGGGGCCUGGGAAGCACCCCCUGGUCAGCCCCAGAGGCACCAUUUGCCUGAGGACCUUAUAGCAAGGGCUGCUUCAACAAGCAGCUGUGCAAGCCUCUGGGAGGUAGAGACACAAGAGGGCAUCAGAGGAGGGAGGGAAGGAAAGAGGGACAGAGACCAGGAUCACCCACGUCACCCCUGACCAUCAUUCAAGGCACCCAGGGGUGCUACUGCACACUGGUUGAAAACCACCGAAGUAGACAGUACUGAACUAGAUGACAAGGGAUUUAAAUCUAUGGCACUUGAUCUUUGGCAUGUUUUAAUUAUUGCAUUGUUUUCUACUCCACUGCACAAUUUGUCAUUCGUACACAUGCAGAAAGGCGAGAUUCCUAAGGGCUGUUUGCACUGAACGCAUCUUGGAUGUGGGUACCAGUUUCUUGUAGGAACUUAUGCAUGUCCUGCGUGCUUGCAAGAACACAUGAUGGACACACACAGAACUACCUCUUAUAUGCAGGUUGAGUCUGUCACAAAGGAUGAUGAUCUAUUAAACUUAUUAGUUGCUUCUCACCCGAAGGUCUCCAAGCGACUUAUAGUAAAAAAUAAUAAUACAAUACAAUACAAUACAAUACAAUACAAUACAAUACAAUACAUAAUACCAUAGUUCACCCUCCACAAAGCUACAGUUCCCUGCACCCAUUGCAAACUACAGUUCUGAGAAUUCUCUUUAUCUCUUUCUUUUCUUCUUUAUUUCUUUCCUUUUUCACCUUUAUUUCUUUUUCUUCUUUAUUUCUUUUCUUUUUCACCUCUCCUCAACUGCCUUUCCUUCACAUUCCUCCUUUAACAGAGAGAGAAAAAGGAUAAUCUCCAUAAUUCUUCUUUUUGAAACUCUACUUUUAGAAAACAUUAAGGGUUUCAUCCAAGAAACAAUGUAUUUAUAUAUAAUCUUGGCUUCCAAACAUUCAAGUCACAACUUGCUAUAAUGCAUAAGAUGUUAUGAUUAUAUGUUAUUGCCAUAAUCACACCAUAUACUUAAAAGGGCUAUGAUACCAUAAAAGCACAUUGUAUCACACACAGUAUCACAAAAGUGCUUUAAAUGCACGGUGCGACACACGGCCUGUGUUGGUGUGUUUUCUGUGGCGCCCUGUACUUUUGUUUCCAAAUUCCCUCAGCCAGAUCCCUCUGAACCCCUUCAAACCAGCCUCUGCCAACUGCGCACUUUAUAGAUGUUGCUCACAUCUCACAUUUGCCAGUGUUCAAAAUUAGCCAGGCGUGUUUUGCUACUGGCACAGGUCCAGUUGCGAUUACGUGAAGAUUUCUGGGCACCAGCUUGGCAACCACAGUUUACAAACCUCUGCCUUAGUCCGUAGUUAAUAGCAUGUCCAAUUCCCUUGUGUGUGUGUUUCUCCUUCUUGCGUACUGGGAAGAGAGAAUUGUUGUAAGAGCAAGCUACAGUCAAGCAAUGUAGUUGAGAUCGUAGAAUUGUAGGGUUGGAAAAGGACCCCAAUCCCCCUGGCAAAUAGACAUUCCCUUGUUGGGACUGUAACCUAGGAUUAAGGUGCUAUUUGGAGCCUAGCUUAUAUAUCUCAGUUUCUAACACUGCCUUUAAACCAUGCUUUAAACUUGCACAGUCCCCCACUGGCUGGGGGAUGGAAGGCUGGCUGAAUGGUGAAAAUUAAGUUCAAACUCACCCUCUUCUGAAUGUGUUUGUUGUAAUCGCCUUGGUUCUUUCUGAUCUCCUCUCAUUGGCUAUGCUAAAGUUUUCUUUUGGGGAGACGUUGCAUGGGACUGGGGGAACUUGUGGCCCUCCAGAUUCUGGGGCUACAACUCCCACUAGCCCCAGAAAGCAUGGCCAAUGGUCAGGGUUGAUGGGCGGUGUAGUCCAGUAACACCUGGAGUUUCCACGCCCUGCAUUCCCAAAGAAUGACUGAGUCAUCCCUUACUUGUUGGCAUGUUGUUUGUCUCGAGAGACAGUGGAGUAUGCCUCUGGGGGUGAAGUCAAACCAUAGAAUCAUAGAAUUGUAGAGUUGGAAGGGACCCUGAGGUCAUCUAGGCAGGUGUGCUGGGCCCAGGGGUUAACCCGAGCAAUGCGGUCCAGGUCCGGUCCCAAAUCCAAGGAUUCCGCGAGGAGUCAGUCCGACAGGGCCAAGGCAGGACACAAGGUAGGAAACCAGGCAAGGUCAGGCACAGGGUCUCAGGCAGGUUCUAGCAAACAGCAAUGUUGCUCCCGCAACCUGGGGCGGGGUCCAACAGCCUUUUAUCUUUGUCGGGGUAACGGCCGGUCCUGAUCCCCCAGUGACUCACCUCCCUGUUUCGCCCGAAGGCGAGCCCUCCUCCUGCGAGUACUCAGGUCUCUCCUUCUCUCAGACCUUAGUGUCUGCAGCUUGGGAGAUGUUGGUGGGUUACUAGACCCAGAGGCCGUCUCAGCCUCUCCUGACCCAACUGGUAGUGGAGCAGCUGUAAGUGAUGGCCCAGCUGAAGGCAACGAGGUAAUCCCCGCAUCUGGAGCCAGGGCAGGCUCAGGCCCCUGACUCGGCCCAGCUGGUGCUUGUUGCAAGGGAACCUGCGCAGACUGGGACUCUUCAGGAUCAGGCCCCAGACUUGGUUCAGAUGAUGCCGGAGGCAAGAGAUCCGGUGCGGACUGAGACUCCUCUGGUUCUGAGUCCGAACCCGAGUCCCAGGCCAUCACAGCAGGAAUCUCAGCUACAGCAUCCUUUAUAGAUGGCCACCCAACCUCUGCUUAAAAACCUCCAAGGAAAGAGAGUCUACCACCUCCUGAGGGAGACUGUUCCACUGUCAAAUAACCCUAACUGUCAGAAAGUUCUUCCUGAUGUUGCGUCGGAAUGCCAGCGGCCAUGCCCUGUUCUGAAUGCUGCCCCUGGCAAGUUUGGGAGGGGGAGCAGAGGGCUCUUCCUUGCUGAUCCUGGGCUCUGGGGCGCAGUAAUGAUCCAUAGAAGCCUAGAAUUGUAGAGUUGGAAGGGACCCCAGAGGAAGUCCAGUGUUUCCCAAACUUGGGUAUCCAGCUGUUUUUGGACUACAACUCUCAUCAUCCCUUGCUAGCAGGACCACUGGUCCAGGGAUAAUGGGAACUGAAAGGGUCAUGGGAUUGCAGUUGCAAAGGCUGCUGGGAUUGCUAGACAUUUUCCCGCUCUUUUGUGAGCUAAAUCACAAACAGAUGUGCAACUGAACAUAAGCUUGGAAAAAUGAGAAAUAGAAAUACAGUGGUACCUCAGGUUACAGACGCUUCAGGUUACAGAUGCUUCAGGUUACAGACUCCGCUAACCCAGAAAUAGUACCUCAGGUUAAGGACUUUGCUUCAGGAUGAGAACGGAAGUCACACAGCGGCGGCGCAGAGGCAGCGGGAGGCCCCAUUAGCUAAAGUGGUACCUCAGGUUAAGAACAGUUUCAGGUUAAGAACGGACCUCCGGAACGAAUUAAGUUCUUAACCCGAGGUACCACUGUAAGCAGAUCGGUCCACUGCUAGCUGUGGCUGUUCUGACCUGGUCAAGCUGUGCCUUGGCGCAUCUCCAGCAAAAGGGAGGCGCAUGUGAGGGAGCCCACAUGCCUGCAGUAGUCAUACUGAUGUUUUUCUCGUGCAUCCUCUGCGGUGUAAUGGCUAGACGUUUGAGUGUCCAGCUCCAGCUUUGCUUCAGCCACCAUCUCCUUCACAAACGGCCUUCGAGAAGCAAGUCUCGCCUUCCGUCUCCCCACCCCAGAACUGCCUCCCUGCUUAUUAAAGGCAAGGGCUUUGCAAGAAAAGGGGCAAGUCAGCUCCGAAAGAAAUUAUACACUGGCCCUUUCUCAUAAUGCCUAAUUCUCGUGGGAGAGUGGCAUGUGAAACGAGAGCCAGGCAUGUAAUAUCUAUAUUAUGAAGAAGCAGGCCAAAAUAAAGAGGCCUUUGUAUGGAUGCUGGAGAACCCAACCAAUUAAUUGCCAUUUUGUGGAGAGCUGACCAGAAGCUAUCCAGAUUCUUGGAGCGGAAAGCCUUCAUCUGUCUGUGUUUCUUUCUCUCUGCCUCUAUUCCUCACUCCCUCCCUUCCCAAAGUGCAGUUUAAGGGGGUUUUAAAGUUUAAAACUUACUUGUCUCAUUUGGGGAGCUAUGGGCAUGUCUAGAAUUCGGAGACUGCUGUGGACUCCCGUCCCCAUUCAACAGACGGAAAGAAAGAGAGUGUACACACACACACACACACACACACACACACACAGAUCCUCUGGAAUUUGCAUUACUUUACAUAGAGUCUCCCCCAAAACCACCAUCAAAUGAAAGCUGGCAUUGGUAAUUGGUGUUAAAUAGUGGGAAAGGUGGAUGAAGGACACAGCUCUGUUAGAUUCACAGCUCUUUAUUACAGCAGUUAGAACUGCUCCUGGAGUUAGACACACUGUAGCUUAGCUGGCUGCUUUAUAUAAUUCUAAGUAACUUGUAACAGUAAGGUAAAGGUAAAGGUAAAGGUAAAGGUAAAGGUAAAGGGACCCCUGACCAUGAGGUCCAGUCGUGACCGCCUCUGGGGUUGCAGCGCUCAUCUCGCUUUAUUAUCUUUAAUAUAUCUCGGCUUACAGCUUCUGGGUCAUGUGGCCAGCAUGACUAAGCUGCUUCUGGCGAACCAGAGCAGUGCACGGAAAUGCUGUUUACCUUCCUGCCGGAGCGGUACCUAUUUAUCUACUUGCACUUUGACGUGCUUUCGAACUGCUAGGUUGGCAGGAGCUGGGACCGAGCAACGGGAGCUCAACCUGUUGCGGGGAUUCGAACCGCCGACCUUCUGAUAGGCAAGGUUUAACCCACAGCGCCACCCGCGUCCCAACUUGUAAUAGUAACAACUCCCAACUAUCUAACCAAUCAGUGAGCGACAGUUCUCAAUCCUUCAUUUGCAUACUGGUGGCUCUGAGUGAGAACGGCAACUAAUCUUAAUACAUAACAGUUGGCACAAUUUUUUAUUUUAUUUAAAAAAAUACAGAUCUGGUGCUUUCCCAUGCAACGAGAACAUUGAGCCAGUGUGGUGUAGUGGUUAGAGUUUCGGACUAGGGCCUGGGAGACCAGGGUUCAAAUCCCCACCAUGGGGCUCACCGGGUGAGCUUGGGCCACUCGCUGCCUCUCAGCCUAACCUACCUCACAGGAUUGUUGUGGGGGAUUAAAUGAGGAGGGGGGAAUCUUGUACACCACCUUGAGCUCCUCAAAACAUACUCUCCAGCGUUUCUCCAAUGAAAAUAGGACAUCCUAUUCAAUAAUAAUAAUAAUAAUAAUGAUGAUGAUGAUAAUAAUAACCAGCCACUCUGGCUUCCAACAUGUAUAAAAACAUAAUAAAAUGUUAAACAUUAAAAACUUCCCCAUACAAGGGAUGUCUUCAGAUGUCUUCAAAAGGUUGCAUAGUUACUUAUUUCCUUAGCUCUGGGGUCCCAUAACUCCAUACCCUCCAACAUUUCUCCGAUGAAAACAAGGACAUCCUAAGGAAAAGCGGGCAUUCUGGGAUCAAAUCAGAAACCAGGGCAGCUUCUGUAAAUCCAGGAAUGUCCCUGGAAAAUAAGGUCGUUUGGAAGGUCUGUUGGAGUAAAGGCAGGAUGUGAAUGAAAUAAGUAAUAAAUAAUAUUGAUCCAAGGCUCGGAUCUUUGAGCUAAAUGUUGACUAUGGAGAACUUUGGGCUCAGCUUUGUUCCUAAGGUAGCUCCUUCUCCCUCCCCAAGGCUUUCAUGAGGCUGCUGAAGAAGAGCUGUCUUGCCCUGAGACUGCUAGAGAGGUCAAAUAACCUCAUUGCCUGAGGAGAGAGGGUGAGGGCAUCUAUUUAAGCUGUCUGUCAGCCUGAGAUGUGGAUGGAAAGCAGCUCCUGUGAACAAAAACCAAGUCUAAAUAUAUGUAACCCCAGUGUUAUUUUAUCUUGUAUUGCUUGGGUUCCUUCCCCUUAAUCUGGCCGCUCCUGCAAAGCAGGGAGGCGGCUCAUAAAUGCCCUCAAACAACUAACCAUCUAGUCUGCUCCCUGCCUCAAUCUUUUGGCCCAACAAACAGCAGAAGUAUGUUGAAAUCUAAGCAAACACUAAGCAAAGCGUCUUCCCUCUAAUGCCCAGUGUGUCACCAGUCAUACAGCUCCCAUGUAAGAGCAUAAUGCACAAUGGAAGUUUUAAGUGUUCAUGAGAACGUCUGUCCCAGUUCCGUAAUGCAGCUGCUUCAAGGAGAUAUAUAUGGGUGAGGGGUCGGCAGUGCACGUGGUCUGUACCAGGAAUCAGAAGUUUUAAAUUGCGUUUAGAAAAUGGAUUUCGCAAUAGUUUGUGCUGUUUCUCACUGGGGUAGGGUUCCGGUGGCCAAAACUCAUCAGCCUCCACAGACGGAACAGGGCGUCUGUCCCAAGCACAGACGCAUUUUGCUGAAAAAUACUACGAAUGCAGUUAAAUUGGUCAGCAAUUGCGAUGUUGUUUUUAAUCUAAUCGGUACGUGAGAGGCUAAACUUGACUAUUCACGUUAUUCGCUAUUUCCCCCAGUUCUUUAGAUUUACGUAUCCCUUCACACAGAAAUAGUCCUGAAGCGAUUUGCAAUGCAUGCAAUAAAAGUCCAUUAGAACAAAACAAAUGUACUCAAGGCAUUGAGCCACAAAAAUAAUCUAGCUAAGUAAAAUCAAAUCAAAAAUAAAAUGACUUUCUGGAAGACUUCGGCUGUCCACUGUUGUGGGGGGAGGGGGGAGAAGUAUGCUAGGCUAAGAGGAAUCUUUGUUCUCUUUCUCUCCCCCGCCCCAAUAAAUUUUAUUAAAGUUUUGGGGAAAAAUAUAUACCAAAGUUGAUAUCAAAUACCCAAUAUCUUUUAUAAUACCAAAGAUAAAGGAAACUAAUCUAAGUCAAAACACAAAGCAAGGCAAGGCCUUCUUCCACCGGCCUUCUCCACCCUCUAGUCUCUGCCUCUCAAUUUGUAUUCUAUUACUGUAUUUUUCGCUCUAUAAGACGCACCAGACCACAAGACGCACCUAGUUUUUGGAGGAGGAAAACAAGAAAAAAAAUUUCUGAAUCCCAGAAGCCAGAACAGCAAGAGGGAUCACUGCGCAGUGAAAGCAUCAAUUCCUCUUGCUGUUCUGGCUUCUGGGAUAGCUGUGCAGCCUGCAUUCGCUCCAUAAGACACACACACAUUUCCCCUUACUUUUUAGGAGGGAGAAAGUGAGUCUUAUAGAGCAAAAAAUACGGUAUUUUAUGUACUGUGGCUUGCCGUUGUUUUAUUGAUUAUAGUUUAGAAAUCAUUCAUUGUAACUGUUGAGUGGAUUUCUCUUUAACUUUCAUAUGUUGAUAUUAUUAUUCCGUACUAUUCUAAUAAUUGUUGAAUGUUACUUUAUUUGAUGUAGGUUGCUUAUUUUAAAGUUUGUUUUAUUAUCACGUUUUUGUAUUGCAUUAGAUUGUUAUAAGACGUACAUUUUUUGUUUCUUCAGCUUGUAAACCGCCUCAGGUAUUGUAAGAUAGAAAGGCGGUAUACAAAUAAAAAAUGAUGAUGAAGAAGAAAAAGAGGAAAAGAAAAAGGAACAAGAGGGGAACUUCAAUUCUAGUCUCCCCAAAUAGGGGGCGUGUUAUACAUGGAAAAAUACGGCACAUCCUCCCUGGCAGAUGGCCGUCGUAGCCUCAUAUUAAAUGCACCAAGAGCAGCACCUAGAACAAACUUCCUCAACCUCGGCCCUCCAGAUGUUUUGAGACCACAAUUCCCAUCAUCCCUGACCACUGGUCCUGCUAGCUAGGGAUCAUGGGAGUUGUAGGCCAGAAACAUCUGGAGGGCCGAGGUUGAGGAAGCCUGACCUAGAACUAAGCCAAGUGAAUAUCCCUUGGGAGGAGAAAUAAGAAGGAAAGAGUUUGUUGUGCAGCAAAGUGGCGCUAACUUUACACGAGAAAUCAAAUUACUUGUUUCUGCCGUUGAGUAGAUCGUUCCCAAGAUAGGGCUGGGCAGUAUAUCGCUAUAUCAUCUAAAAGUCCAUAUCAUGAUGCUGGUUUCAUAAUUUUUGACCUAGCAAUACAGUGGUACCUCGGGUUAAGUACUUAAUUGGUUCCGGAGGUCUGUUCUUAACCUGAAACUGUUCUUAACCUGAAGCACCACUUUAGCUAAUGGGGCCUCCUGCUGCUGCCGCGCCGCCGGAGCACGAUUUCUGUUCUUAUCCUGAAGCAAAGUUCUUAACCUGAAGCACUAUUUCUGGGUUAGCGGAGUCUGAAACCUGAAGCGUAUGUAACCUGAAGCGUAUGUAACCCGAGGUACCACUGUAUAUUGUGCAUCGUAAUAUGUGUGUGUGUACUAUGCAAACAUCACAGUGUGGGGCAAAAGAGUGAAGCCAGCCAAUGCCUGUAAGAUAGCUCCAUCCUUAUUUCAGACAUGGUAAUACAGUGAUACCUCGGGUUAAGAACGUAAUUCAUUCUGGAGGUCCGUUCUUAACUUGAAACUGUUGUUAACCUGAGGUACCACUUUAGCUAAUGGGGCCUCCCACUGCCGCCACAUGAUUUCUGUUCUCAUCCUGAAACAAAGUUCUUUUUAAAAAUAAUAAUAAUUUUUUUUAUUAGGAAUUUCAAAAUAACAGUUUAUCAAAAAUACAUCAUCCUCAUUUCCCCCCCAUUUUCCCCCUCCCCACUGAAGCAAAGUUCUUAACCCAAGGUACUAUUUCUAGGUUAGUGGAGUCUGUAACCUGAAGCAUCUGUAACCUGAAGCGUCUGUAACCCGAGGUACCACUGUAUAUCAGUAUAUCAUGAUGUUUGGUAGUCACUAGCUGAAGAUCUUAGCCCCGUUGUAUAUUUCCGUGGGCUUUGCAAACCAAAUGCAAGUUCUGGACCAGGAUGCUGGCAUCAGUUCACCCUCCACAGUUUGACUUUCUUUGGAAGCCAGUGCAUUUUUAAAGCAGUUCUCCCUACAGAAUAUUAAGCCGCCUUCCCUUUUUCUCUCUCUCUCCCUCACACACACAGAGUGUUAUGCAAGCGGAUUUUGACUGCAGGCUUUGCUAAACAUAGAGCAUCCAGCAGACAUCCUCUUUCAGAACUUGCUGUAACAAUGUCAGGGGCGAGUGUCUUGCGGAGAGAGAGAGAGGUUUUUCUGCAUUUCCAUCCCUAAGUUUCACUUUGGACUGAUGCAGUCCCUGACAGUUACAUAACAGAGACCUUUCCUGCAAGGCAUUUCAAGGUAAACUUGCGGCUGCACUGCAGAUCACUUGGCUAGCUCAGACCCGGUGCUGUUUUGAUUCCCCAAGGACUGUCUUUUUUUGGGUUGUUUCCUCUUGCUCCUCUAGACCAAUAGUUUUGAGGGAAGAUAUUUGAGCAAACAAAAUGUUUCUAAAAGCCAAAUUGCAGAAGAUAUAUUAGAUUAGUUCAAGGAACUAACCUCAAUUCUUUUUAUUGCCCGUUCCUUUCAAAGAUCUAAGACAGGGGUCAGCAACCUUUUUCAGCCGUGGGCCGGUCCACCGUCCCUCAGACCAUGUGGUGGGCCAGACUAUAUUUUGAAAAAAAAUAAUGAAUGAAUUCCCAUGCCCCACAAAUAACCCAGAGAUGCUUUUUAAAUAAAAGGACACAUUCUACUCAUGUAAAAACACGCUGAUUCCCAGACCAUCUAUGGGCCGGACUGAGAAGGCGAUCGGGCCGGAUCCAGCCCCCCGGCCUUAGGUUGCCUACCCCUAAUCUAAGAUAUCCUGCUGAUUCGAUAUCAGGCAGGGACCUUCACUUUCCUCUUUUUGGCGUCUGCUAAAUACAUCGUUACUUAGGCAAACCUACCCAGAUAUCUUAAAUAUUGCUGUGUGUUUUAAUCUGUGUUUAGUUUAUUGCUGAUCUUAAUGUUUUGAAUCUUCACAACUUUUGUUUUUAGCUGUUUUACUGAUAGUUGUAUUGUUUUAUUCUUUUGGGAAACCACUUUGGGGUUCUUACAAUCAAGCAGUGUACAAAUUUUGUGGAAUAGUAAACAAAAUUCCCAGCGUUCACUGGAAAGAGAGACUGGUAGUUAAACCACUCUGGGAGUUGUUGCUCUGGAAGGAAAACAGGGGUCUCCUAUUUCAGCGGGGUGAAAAGUGUAGUGGUUAGAGCAUGGGUAGGCAAACUAAUGCCCGGGGGCCGGAUCCGGCCCAAUUGCCUUCUCAAUCCGGCCCGCGGCCGGCCGGGAAAUCAGCAUGUUUUUACAUGAGUAGAAUGUGUUCUUUUAUUUAAAAUGCAUCUCUGGGUUAUUUUUGGGGCCUGCCUGGUGUUUUUACAUGAGUAGAAAGUGUGCUUUUAUUUAAAAUGCAUCUCUGGGGUAUUUGUGGGGCAUAGGAAUUCAUUCAUUUCCCUCCCAAAAAUAUAGUCUGGCCCCCCACAAGGUCUGAGGGACAGUGGACCGGCCCCCUGCUGAAAAAGUUUGCUGACCCCUGGGUUAGAGUGUUGGACCCAGGAGACCAGGGUUCAAAUUCCCACUUGGCCAUGCAGCUCACUAGGUGACCUUGGGCCAGUCGCUGGCCCUCUGCCCAACCUAACUCACAAGGUUGUUGUGGGGAUUAGAUGAGGAGGGAGAGAACCACGUAUGCCACCCUGAGCAACUUGGAGAAAAUGUGGGAUAACAAAUAGAAUAAGUAAAUAAUAAAGAAUAAGUAAAGCACUCUCAACAAACUACAGUUCCCAGGAUUCUUUGGGGGGAGCCUUGACUGUUAUCAUGGUAUCAUAGUGCUUUAAAUGUAAUGUGUGGAUGUGGCCUAAUUCUGGUUUUGCCCCAUCCUCCGUAGAGCAUAAGCCUCUUAAUCUCAGGGUUGUGGGUUCGAGCCCCAUGUCAGGCAAAAAAAAAAAAAUUCCUGCAUUUCAGGGGGUUGGAAAAGAUGACCCUUGUGAUCCCUUCCAACUCUACAAUUCUGUGAUUCUAGGACAGCACUGGGAUAGAGGAAGAAGAUGAGGAAGCUGACAGGAAGUCCCACCCCCAGACUGGUUGUAAGAAAGGCAGACAGGUGGAGGCUGGUUGAGGGCUUAACUGAGGUUGGUGGAGCAGCUGCCCCAUUCAUCCUCAUGGACCAGCUAUCACGGUCCAGAAAUCAGGAUGCUGGCUUCCAGCAUGCUUUGGUGGACUCGCAUUGCGUUCCUGUCUUCUUCUACCUAUUGAGAACCCUGAAGCUGGUGUAGAUUUCUGGAUCUCACACACCCUCUGAGAAAUGUAUUUCGAAACAGAGGCCAUGAUUCUCUGAUUCUAACACAAGCCUCUUUUUUUUGCCCUGCUCCCAAUGUUUCUCCACCUAAAACUGCGUGCCUGUGUGCUUAGAUGAGCAGUUUGCAUUCUGCUUGAAGUAUUGAUGAUAAUAAUAUUCUGCAGACUGUUUCUUUUGGAGGUAGCAGUCGAACCGAGCGAGGUAGGAGUCCCAUGAUUCAGAGGCUGGCGCAAACGGCGGUGGAGGCACAAGUGAAGCCAUGGUUCCGAUGCCGACGUGGAGGCGAUGGAUGGAACAUAGUGCUCUAGCCAGAACGGUCAGCUCUGAAUUGGUUCUGUUCAGUGAUUUCACUCGGUGUUUCAGCUCAGUGAUUCAGCUCCACUCAGAGGGUGGCUGCAUCUGGCUGUGCUCUGUUGUCCAUCCAUCCCACCUUCUUCGCCAGUGUUAAGUUGUGGGUGAACAUAUCAGACAACACAGCGAUUCUUCAAACAGCUCUUGUUUAUUCACAGGCCAGAACAGAACUGAACUGAAGGGUUCAGACAGCCUGCUUAUAUAGAGCUCCACUAGAACGCAACAGUAACCAUUUUCUGUAGCUAUCCAAUCGCUGAACGUCACUUUCGAUCCCUUAUUUGCAUAGGUGGACCUGAACUAUCUACAGUAUCCCCCUGCUGGCCCAGGGUGAGAACUUCAGUACAUAACAGUUUCUUAAUCAAGAGUCACGCUCAGGGUUUUCGUUUGCAAAAGCUGCUGUGUGGACUUGCUCUUCUGGCACAACUUAGAUGCAGAAGUUUUGAGCAAAUCUUGCUGUUAGGACUCUCUGGCUCCAGUCAGCCUACCUUACCAUACCUUUAAAGCACAUUCCCACCAACACUGAGAACCCUACUGCCAUUUAUUGCAAACGGUGCUGCAGUUCCCAGCACCCACAACAAACCGCAGCUCCCAGGAUUCUUUGGGGGAGGAGGGAGUGUGCUUUAAAUGCACAGCGCAUACAAAACUUGAGUGCCAUCAGUCCAACACUGUGCAUUGCUCUCCCAUCAGAGGUUUGGCAGGCUUUCUCGCUAUUGGCUAUCAGGCGUAUCUUGAAGACGUUUUUACGCCUGCAGUCCUGCGCAGCUGUUUAAACAUUUUAAGGAUUGUUUUGCGCUGCCUGUAUGGUGUCUUAUGCACACCGCCUCCGAUAUUCCGGGUGAGCUGCUGGCAGUGAAAAGGCAGGAAAACUGGGUUUUCCUGCCUUUUCACUGCAUCCCAAGAGGUGAAGUGGGGACAGGAGCACUUGCUCGUGAGGAGAGUCGCCAAGAAGAGUUGGCUCAGGGGUGAUCAGUCUUAGCAGCUGCAUUGUGUGAGUCAUUGUGUGAGCACCCUGCCCAUGUGCAGGGUGUGGUUCAUCCAGUUGGUCAUCUGCAUUGUGCUUGUGGGAGGAGGCAUACAGUUCCCAGCUUGUUAGAUCGGUGCUGUCUCCAUCGAAACAUAUCAUAGAAUCAUAGAACUGAGGAGUUGGAAAGGAACCCCAGGGGCAUCUAGAUGCUCAGGGUGGCAAACGUAGUUCUCUGCCUCCUCAUCUAAUCCCCACAACAACCUUCUGAGGUAGGCCUCGGUCCAGUAUACCUGAAGGAGCGUCCCCACCCCCAUCGUUCUGCCCGGACACUGAGGUCCAGUGCCGAGGGCCUUCUGGCGGUUCCCUCACUGCGAGAAGCCAAGUUACAGGGAACCAGGCAGAGGGCCUUCUCGGUAGUGGCACCCGCCCUGUGGAAUGCCCUCCCACCAGAUGUCAAAGAGAAAAACAACUACCAGAUUUUUAGAAGAUAUCUGAAGGCAGUCCUGUUUAGGGAAGCUUUUAAUGUUUAAUAGGUUAUUGUAUUUUAAUAUUCUGUUGGAAGCCGCCCAGAGUGGCUGGGUAAGCCCAGCCAGAUGGGUGGGGUAUAAAUAAUCACUAAUAAUAAUAAUAAUAAUAAUAAUAUAUAUUUUUAAAAUGAUAUUUAUUGAAAUUUUUUUAGAAUUACAGAAAAGAACAAAGCAGAAAAAGAAAAAAGAGAAAACAAAGAAAAAACAAACCACAUCAAACAAUACAAAUUCAAAAAACAAAAAUACACCACAAACAGACAAAAACAAAUCCAUCAUUCUCGAAUCCUCAGCUUUCAUUACCUUCUUUCUUUGACCUCCUCCUCCUCCCUUUUUUUGUAUCCUAGUUAUUAAUUAUCGCAGCAAAUCCUUUCCAUAUUUCAUAAUAUUCUGUCAUUACAUUACCUUAAUCUAUUUUCAUCUUAUCUUAUAGAAAACCUUAAAACUUAAAACUUAAAUCUUAUUUUUACCAACUUCUCAUAACCAUAAUAUUCUUACCUAAUUCUUUAAACAUUUUUGCUAGAGCCAAGUAAUUUCGUUCCAACAUUUUUUUAACAUUCAUCAAUUUUAUAAAACAAUCCUAGUAAUAAAAAAAAGAAAUAAAAACAAUCCAAUCUUCAUCCAGCGUCCCUUCCUCCUGGUUCCGGGUUUUGUCAGUCCUUUUUAUCCCAUUGAUCUAGCGCAUUAACCUGGUAACCUUAUAUCCGAGGCCCUUAAGUCUCUUCCAUGUCCCUUCCGCGGCUCUUUUUCAUAUUCUCCUUUCACUUGUGGGAACUCCAGCUUGGUAAUGUUUUUGACCCUUUUCAACAAAUCAGCCCCUUUUCCAUAGUCCACACUAAACUCCAUGUGGUAUUUAAAAACAUGUUUCAGAAUCCCUCCAAAAUUAAGAGCCCCCACAGCCCCAAACAUCUCACGACCCAUUGCCAGACUUGGAAAGUCCAAACAUCCCUUCAUAGGGGGGGUCUAUCCAACCCCCCAUUUCCAAACCAGUCCAAACUUUAUCUUUCCAAAUCUGGCUUUUUCCAAGUUCAUUUGUCAAAUCCAAAAGCUCAUGUUCCUGCAGGGCCACAGCUCCCUCCAUCUCUGGCGCCCAAGAUUCAGCAACAUCCUCUUCUCUCAUCUGUUCUGUCAGGGCACACUCCUGAUUUAAUUCCUGGGUGGGCUCCAUAUAGUUUCCCACUGCCUGUUCAAAAAUUCUGAUCGCAUUAGUCAUCAAAUCCGUCUUCUCAUUUAACUGUUCCAGUAGGGCAUUUGUUUUACAGAGAGCACACAACAGAGCUUCUGAAUACAUUGUCCUACAAGGUCAAAAGUCUAUUCCCACUAUUGUAAUCUGUAACAGCUGCAAGCUCCCUGGAAUUAGUUACAGUUUCACAGUCUCCCUCUAGGGGGAAAACUUCUAUUUGUUCUUUUAAGGACAAAUCUAGCAACAAAGUUUCCUUUUUCAGAUAUUUUGUCAAUAUUUGUUCCUUUAAAAUGCGAAGGGGAACAGUGGAAUCACUAUGUUUCUCUUCUUUUAGCUAUCUGUCAAAAACAUUUGUCUCUGGUCAAUGAGCUUCAAACGUCAGUCCUGACACCCCGCUCCAGGAUCAGGACGGUGGAAAGUUACUUUACUUUAAACUCACUUCUGCAGGUUUAAACAGUCCGAAAAAGAUCCCCCUUCUUCUCCUGCUUCCGAAGGGGGGUUCCACAAUUUCAAAUGAUGAAAGUUAAUCUUUUAGAAGUGAUUUUCUGAGCUCUAGUUUACGUUGUCUUUGCUUUAUUCUGUCUACAAAGAAACGGAAGGCUGACUUCCUGUUUAGACCUUCCCGUUUCAGUGCCAAAUUGAAGUAAUUUUUAAGUCCAAUUCCUUUCUGCUCGCAAGUCCUUAUUUAAAGUCCAAUUGUCCAAAAUUUAAGUACUCACGGGUGAUUAUUUUAGAAGCCAAAUUGUCCCAGGAAAAAGGCAGCGCUCUCCGGCAACGGCUAUGCGGCUUCGCUCCACGGAAAAGCAGUUGACUCUCAGCACCGCGCCACUUCCCCUCUUCACUUCGGAGCCCGUUAGUGGGUUCCUUUGCGGGUUGGGGGGGCGCUAAGGGUGCCCGCCGAGUCCCAUGGUCACAGGCUUCAUCCGCCUGUGAUUUUUGAAAGGGUCCCCGCUUCGCCGUAGCGGAAAAGACCUGUUUCGCGCGGAGCUAGUCCCUCCAGAUCAGAGGGAGUCCGCCAUUGCCAAUGGCGCCACCCCGGAAGUCUAAUAAUAAUAAUAAUAAUAAUAACAAUAAUAAUAGUCCAACCCCCUGUGAUGCAGGAGUCUCAACCAAAGCAUCUAUGGCAGGUGGCCAUCCAACCUUGGCUUAGAAACCUCCAAAGGAGAAUCCACAACCUCCCGAGGGAGAUUGUUCCACUGUCAAACAGUUCUUCCUGGUGUUUAGUUGGAAUCUCUUGUAACUUGAAGCCAUUGGUUCAAGUCCUACCCCUCAGGAGCAGGAGAAAACAACCUUGCUCCACUUUCCGUGUGACAGCCCUUUAGAUCUUUGACAAUGGCUAUCAUAUGGACGUAGUGGCAGGGAACGCGAUGGUUUGUUCUUUAAAAGCUCCAGAACCUUAUCAGUGUUUUCAGCCGAGAGAAAACAGCGAAGCAGAUAGAGACAAUUGACUACUCUGGUGUCCCUUUAGAUCAGUGGUUCUCAACCUGUGGGUCCCCAGAUGUUGUUGGACUACAAAUCCCAUCAUCCCUGAGCUCUGGCCUUGCUAGCUAGGGGUGAUGGGAGUUGUAGUUCAACAACAUCUGGGGACCCGCAGGUUGAGAAAGGCUACUUUAGAUGUUUUGGACUUCAGCUCCCAGUGGCUGAUGGAAGUUGUAGUCCAAAACCACAGGAGGGCACCAGGCUAAUAGGAGCUGCUGUGCUGUAACACCGAAUGAAUCCAUAUGCAUCUCUGGGCAGAACCGAGUCACAAAGUAUUCAAAUCAGCGCUGACCAUAGAGGGUGAGAAAAGCAAGCGAGAAGGGAGAUAAUACAUUUAAGACUGCUAGAUAAUCUGUUUUCCAGAUGGGGAAAUGUCAGGUGCAAAGAGAAAACGAUGGUGUUGACAAUUGGAGCGGUUCUCCUGCAUUUUAACCCUGUGAAUCUACCAAGGCAACUUGUAAAUUAUUUUAACACCCAACACUUUAGACAUGCACUCCGUAUGACUUGGGAACCCUGUUAGUUUCCGCGCUGAGCUCCUGCACAUGUUUCCAGGCGCAUAAGUGCCGCUGCAGGUCACACUGGUCAAGGUGACUGGAAACCAUUAAGGAAUAGCUUGUCAUUGUCAAGUGAUCCUGAAUCUGCAUCCUGCAAGAAAUUAAUGAGGUCACCCCUAAACACCCAAUCACUUAAGUGGGGAAUGCAUUGUGCUAUCAGCAAAAUCCUAGCUUCAUGAAAAUUAAAAGUCAGAGCGGCCAAAGAAUAGCAAGGAGAAACAUCUCAUUAAUUACGACUUGCUGAUUCGCACUUAUAGAGCUGCAAUUCGCUCGCCGAUAGAUGCUGCUGUCUGCUCCACUUAAGAAGAUCAUAAAUCUGUCAUAUCCAAUCAAAUAUAGGUGCUCGGCUAUGAUUGCAGAGCUUGCAACAUUUCCCCAAAGCCAUAGCUUGGUGGAAGGAGCAGCUAAACUGCAUCAAGAAGGUCCACCUCAAGUCCUAUGAUGUCAUUGCACUUGGAAUUCGGUGUGUGGUUCUGUUUGAGACGCGACACGCGUGGUUAGGGGUAGGCAACCCAGUGCCCUCAAGAUGCUGCAGGACUCCAGCUCCCAUCAGCCUCAAGCGCUAUGACCAGUGGUCAGGAAUGAUGGGAGAUGUAGUCCUGCAAAUAUCUGGAGGGUACCAGGUUCUUCCUCCCUGCAUUAGAUGCAUAGCCAAGCAUUGGGCUUUGGUUUUAUUCAAUUUAUUUAUAAUAUAUUUACAUAGACAGCUAAACAUUGGGAUUUGGGUUUUACAGUGGUGCCUCAGGUUACAGACGCUUCAGGUUACAGACUCCGCUAACCCAGAAAUAGUACCUCGAGUUAAGAACUUUGCUUCAGGAUGAGAACAGAAAUUGCGUGGUGGCGGCGCGGCAGCAGUGGGACAUUCGCUAAAGUGGUGCUUCAGGUUAAGAACAGUUUCAGGUUAAGAAUGGACUUCCAGAACUAAUUAAGUUCUUAACCCGAGGUACCACUGUAUUCAAUUCAUUUAAAAUAAAUUUAUAUACAUAGCUAAGAGUUGGGAUUUUAUUAAAGUACUUGCAAGAAGUAAACUUAACCUAGUACCAGUACUUAACUAGUAAAGGUAAAAAAAAGGUAAAGAACCCCUGGACGGUUAAGUCCAGUCAAAGGUGACUAUGGGGUUGUGGCGCUCAUCUUGCUUUCUGGCCAAGGGAGCUGGCAUUUGUCCACAGACAGCUUUCCGGGUCGUGUGGCCAGCAUGACUAAACCGUUGUGGGCGCAACAGAACACUGUGACAGAAGCCAGAUCACAUGGAAACACCGUUUACCUUCCCACCAUAGCGGUACCUGUGUAUCUACUUGCACUGGUGUACUUUCAAACUGCUAGGUUGGCAGGAGCUGGGACAGAGCAAUGGGAGCUCACCCCAUUGCGGGGAUUCGAACUGCCAACCUUCUGAUUGGCAAGCCCAGGAGGCUCAGUGGUUCAAGGGCUCCUAACAACAAACAAACCAAGAACAAACCUUGGUUACAACCCAUGGUUUGUCUGAAGUGAGACAACCCAUCAGCUUGAGUUUGGGCAGAACACGUAAGCUAGUCCAUUGCUUAGCUUUAGGUAGCUUUCACUCCAUACAUUCCUUUUCUCUCAUUCAUGCUUCGCCAUGCUUUGGAUUACCAUUUUAUGAGAAACAGCUCAAUAGAUCACAGUAUCCAGAUAUAUAUAAGGGCUUUUAUUCUGCAUUGCAUACUGCUCAACAAUAACUAUUUUGGCCGAAAGUACAGGUUAGUAUAAUUUUGUACUGAUGCCUUCGUUUUGAAUUUAGCAGCAUGGCACAAAUCUCCACUGCUGUGUAACCGGCAGGGUUUUGUGGGGGGGGGGUUUAAAAUCUCCAGGUGCUUUAAAAGAGAUCCAUUUAUAUAUCAUUUUUUUCUGUCUCAGUACUAGGAAGCUGAGAACCAAGAAUAGAAAGUGGGGUGGGGGGAAUUAUUUGUUGCAUGAUGAAGAAGUAAUUCCAUUAUCUGUAGGAGGGCUGUUUCAAAGGGCAGGCUUUGUGACAAAGAGACGCAUGGGAAGAACUGCAGGGAAGAGGGCAGGACAAAGGGCUUGUGUGGCAGUAGCAGCAGAUGGCAGGAACUGGGAAAGUUCAGCAGCCAGCAGGCAUCUCUGCAAGCUGGCUUUGAGGUUCCCGGCAGGUUACCAUCAGGGCAGGUUUUAGACUGGAAUAGAAUCAAGCGGAAAUGUCCUCUUGGGUUUUGUAAGUGGAUGCAAGCACCUCCUGCCAUAUAGAACACUGUCGAUUACAGUGGUACCUCGGGUUACAGAUGCUUCAGGUUACAGACUCCGCUAACCCAGAAAUAGUACCUCGGGUUAAGAACUUUGCUUCAGGAUGAGAACAGAAAUUGCAUGGCGGCAGCAGGAGGCCCCAUUAGCUAAAGUGGUGCUUCAGGUUAAGAAAAGUUUCACAUUAAGAAUGGACCUCCGGAACGAAAUAAGUACUUAGCCCGAGGUACCACUGUAUAUACCAGGCACCAGGAUGCUCAGAAUACUCUCCUCUUCGUGUCGAGCUGAUGAGCAGGAUAUUUCUUUCUCUCUUCCCCAGGUGUUGGGAACCUUUGGUCUUCCGGGUGUUGCUGAGCUACAACUCCCACCAGCUUCAGCAAGCAGGGCCAAUGGCCAGGGAUGAUGGGAGUUGUAGUUCAGCAAGGCCUGGCAGGGCAGAGGUUCUACACACCUGCUUUUCACCAAAAGGUUUUUUUCGGGUGGAGUAGAUUGCGGAGGGAUGUGCCCCGAAACUGCAUACCUGCUCCUUCAGAGGAACUGUAACCACAUCCAGACCAGGACACCUCCCAUUCAUCUGGUUUAGGGAGCCGCCCAUCUAAUAGUUCCCUAGUCUUAUCCAGAUUGAACUUCAGAUAUUAAGGUGUCUGUAACCAGCAGCAGGCUAGUAAAUGACAGUCUUGUGGCAGUCAUAUUAUGAGUAAAGUUGGCAGGCAUUUGAAACAUGUUAGUGGAUUGUACUGAUUUAUUUUUGUAUAGAUCCCGCGGCCCUCUAUUUGCUGGUGAACCAUAACACCCGUCCUUUUCACCCUUUGGCCAUGCUGACUGUCCACCGAAGGCCUGUAGCUCAGUCUUAGAGCACUGGCUUUGAAGGCCCUGGGUUCAAAUCCUAGCAUAUCUCGGUUGGGCUCUCAUCAAUUGGUCUCGUUCAGUUGUCUUGUUUUCUUUUUCUCUACUCAACUUUCUCCGUUAGGAAACUACUGAAAGACUGCUGUGACCCUGGGCGGUUCUUUGCCAUGACGAAAGAGAACUCUCCGGUGGGGAAGAACCUGUGGUAUGACGGGGAAUUUCUGUACUCCUUCACCAUCGACAACGAAACCUUCUCCCUUUUCCCAAAGGUCAGUGACCUUCUUGUUUAUUUUGUUGUUUGCAUUUAUUAAUUUCUUCUGGAACACCUUUGCUGAUAUGAAAAGACCCAGAUGCUGAACAAACUACAAUCCCUGGGAUUCUGCAGGUGUAGCAGCGCCACAAACAGCAACAGACAGUGUGGUGCAGUGGUUAGAGUGUCAGGCUAAGGGCUGGGAGACCAGGGUUUGAAUCCUCACUUGGCCUUGAAGCUCACUGUGUGGCCUUGGGCCAGGCAUCGCCUCUCAGCCUAACCCACCUUGCAAGGUUUCUCGUGGGCUAGAACCACAUACACCACCUUGAGAUGCUUGGAGAACCAUAGAAUUGUAGAGUUGGAAGGAACCCUGAGGGCCACACAGGGUUGCCAUAUGUCCUCCUUUUCCAGGACACGUCCUCUUUUUCAGGUCUGAUUGCCAUAUGUCCUCUUUCCCCCGCUACACGCCCUCUUUUUCAGGAUUAAAACUUCUGUCAAGGUAGAUUUUUAAAAUUUGGCAAAAUUUCUGGGUGUUUUUGUUUCCAGUAACCCAGGAAUUUUUUUCUAGUGCGUUGGACUCAGAUCUAAGAUAAAACAUACAAAAGUCAAAAUACUGAAAAACAGAUUAAAAUUGCCUUAACAAAGAGAAGCUCUUUUAAUUUCCGUUUGUUCUUCAGUUGGGGCAAAGCACGGGAAAACAAUGGGGACGUGCAGGCAAACCAAUUGCUUUUUAUUCUGAAUUAAGCCCAGAGUAUGAAGAGUGAGGCUGGCUCUCAAAUAAAUUGCACGUAGGAGUCCAGCCCUGAGGCAUAGUCAUGGCCUUUGUCAUUCUCGUUUUGUGACAUCUCACGUUCAGCCACCGCCAUUGUUACAUCUGCCUUCGGUUUAAUGAAUGAAGCUCGCAGUGUUGCAGAUGCCUAAGGGAGAAGAGACGUGUCGAAACCCAAACAAUCAUUGCCAGGACUGCAUUUUCAUUCUUCCCCUUCCUGCCCCCUCCAAAGGCUGCUGGCUAGCACCUGCAGACAAAGACAUCUUUUAUCAAGUGGUGCUAUUGAGAUGGAUAGAGAGCCAGCGUCCCAUAUGGAUCAGAGUGUCGGACUAGGACUUUGGAGAGAGACCAGGCAGGUGCCUCUACUGUACUCUUUUUGGCACUUGCUAAAAACAUUUUUGGGACGCGGGUUGCACUGUGGGUUAAACCACGGAGCCUAGGACUUGCCGAUCAGAAAGUCGGCGGUUCGAAUCCCCGCGACGGGGUGAGCUCCUGUUGCUCGGUCCCUGCUCCUGCCCACCUAGCAGUUUGAAAGCAGGUAAACGGCGUUCCCAUGCGCUGCUCUGGUUCGCCAGAAGCGGCUUAGUCAUGCUGGCCACAUGACCCGGAAGCUGUACGCCGGCUCCCUCGGCCAAUAAAGCAAGAUGAGCGCCGCAACCCCAGAGUCAGCCACGACUGGACCUAAUGAUCAGGGGUCCCUUUACCUUUACUAAAAACAUUUUUGCUUAGACAACCUUACCCAGAUACCUUGAACUCUUUUCUUCCCACCCCUCAAUAAUUUUUAUUAAUUUUUUCCAAAUGUCUUAAACACAAUACAGCUUAACAAUAUUGUUGUUGUUGUUGUUUAGUCGUUUAGUCGUGUCCGACUCUUCGUGACCCCAUGGACCAGAGCACGCCAGGCACUCCUGUCUUCCACUGCCUCCCGCAGUCUGGUCAAACUCAUGCUGGUACCUUCAAGAACACUGUCUAACCAUCUGGUCCUCUGUCGUCCCCUUCUCCUUGUGCCCUCCAUCUUUCCCAACAUCAGGGUCUUUUCCAAGGAGUCUUCUCUUCUCUUCUCAUGCAGUGGCCAAAGUAUUGGAGCCUCAGCUUCAGGAUCUGUCCUUCCAGUGAGCACUCAGGGCUGAUUUCCUUCAGAAUGGAUAGGUCUGAUCUUCUUGCAGUCCAUGGGACUCUCAAGAGUCUCCUCCAGCACCAUAAUUCAAAAGCAUCAAUUCUUCGGCGAUCAGCCUUCUUUAUGGUCCAGCUCUCACUUCCAUACAUCACUACUGGGAAAACCAUAGCUUUAACUAUAUGGACCUUUGAUGGCAAGGUGAUGUCUCUGCUUUUUAAGAUGCUGUCUAGGUUUGUCAUUAUUCUCCUUUAAAUCUAUAUCAUAUCCUAAUUAACUUCCCUCCACCCCUCUUCUGGCUUCUCUACAUUGCUCUUGCUUAAGUGUGAUUACUAUAUAUACAUUCUGUAAGUGUCUAUAAUUCCUUAAUAAUUUUUGUAUUAUACUUUAGACAUGCAUUCCUUAUUAUAAUACUUGCUAAAAACAUUAUUGCUUAGACAACCUUACCCAGAUACCUCGAACUCUGAUAUGCUUUCAGCCUGUUACUCAUUUUAUCUUUACCUUUUGAAUGUUUAAUUAUUAUUUUUUACCAAAAAUUGUUAUUGUUUCAUUCUGGAUAGCUCAGCUGGUUAGAGCGUGGUGCUGACAAUGCCAAGGUUGCAGGUUCGAUUCCCGUAAGGGACAGCUGCAUAUUUCUGCUUUGCCAGGGGAUUUGGACUAGAUGAUCCCCAGGUUCCCUUGCAACUCUAUGAUUCUAUGGGAACUGUAGCUCCCUCUCCUAUCUGACUUGGGGUGGAGACAUUGCAUUCUAUUUGCAUGCUGCUUGGAGGUUUUUGGUUUUACAAUUGAACACUCUCUCUCUCUCUCUAUAUAUAUACACACAUACAUACAUACAUACAUACAUACAUACAGUAUCAACAAAUGUCGGCAUGAUUAUGAACAAGACACAUUUUAGCUUUCUGCUUUCUGUAACUGCUUUGGGGGAAGCACUGGGAGUGUGGACACUGUACAUCUUCGGUUCCCAAGGCGCUGCAACUUUUGCUGUCUUCAAGGGAGCGUUCAGAUGGGGUGGAGGGAGAGGCUUGGGCAAAGAGCUCUGGGUGAAUCUUUCUCUCCUCUAAUUUCACCCUGAGGCAGAAAGGAGUGCAGAUUCCCACAUCAUACUUUCCAUUUGUCAGUUUCACUGCUCUCUUUCCCCCGUAACUUUUCCGUGACCUGUGCCUUCUGCUCCAGACCGCCCCCCCACCUCAGCGAAAUUAAAAGAGCUUCCCUUUGUUGAGGCAAUUUUAAUCUGUUCUAGUAUUUUGACUUUUGUACGUUUCAAAGCAGGGUUGCAAAUUUCCUUUGAUUUUAUUGCCUCUCCUUUUUGUCAACCGCUUGGAGGUUUUCUCCAACCAAGCGGCGUAUAAAUUUUAUUGAUGCUGCUGAUUGAAGAACAUUAGUUGUUCUUGUGUAGGGUUUAAUUCUGAGCCAUUUACCCACCCCCCAAAGAUGUCCCGUAAGGCAACAGAGAUUUAGGAUCAAUUUUCCUUCUCCUAGAGGGCUGCAGCACGUGCAGAAGUCCCAGUCUUGACCAUUGGAUCCACUGUUUUGUCUAAUCCCAUUGGAUGCCCUCACCUGGUUUACCUGGCCAGUUGAAGCUGAUUCCCAGGGUGUGGCUGCUGUCACAUCCUGACACCCCCUAGAAGCCACAGGUGAGAGUUGAGGGCAGGUUGGGGCCCAGAUGGGACAAACUACCCUAGAAAGAGCAUGAUUUGUCCCCCACCAGUGGUACUACCCCCUCCAACGCCCCAUAUGUAAUCAAUUAAGUAUUGUUUGAGGACUGAAAGCUAUAGCAGCAUCAAGGCUUGGUUUCUGUUCUGGUUGUGGGGCAGAUAAGCAGCCGUGGGCAAUUAGAAAUCCUAAAGGUUUCCAGCUUGAAUGAUUACCAUAUAAGCUGACUUUCUCAGCACAUUUCUUAUGCUGAAAAAGCCCCCCUCGGCUUAUACUUGAGUGAGGCGGGCGGUGGAGGGCCGCUUGUUCUUCCUCCGCCGCUGCAGCCACCACCAGGUUUGUGGUGUGGUGAACCGGCUUAUACUCGAGUCAAUAAAUUUCCCCAGUUUUUUUGUGCUAAAAUUAGGUGCCUCAGCUUAUAUUCGGGUCGGCUUAUACUCAAGUAUAUACGGUAUAUGAAAUACAAGUAUUCUGCAAAAUUCUGAUAUUUCGCCUCACAGAGGGGGGCAAGGUGGGGACUGACCUCAGAACUAUUCCAAGAUUUUUUUCUGCCUCUGUGUUUUGCCACAGAGGAAUGCCCUAACGUUUUUAGCGGAUAAACCACCCUUGAUCCGAAAGGCCUUGGAAAGUUUGUUGGCUCUGAAUUCGUAACUUGAAUUAUUAUGUUUUCUGUAGCUCCCUUUUCAUUUUUCAAAACAUAGAAUAAUGUGGAUUAAGGACCCUGAAGAAUGGCACCUAUUACUGCCACCUUCCCAGCAAUAAGCGGAGAAUUUGGGGGAAGAUAAACACUCCUUUCAGCAAGUCUUCAAAAGCUUUGCAACUUCUUCUAAAAACAAGUCCUGCUUUGAAAUGCUCAGAGGAUGUGGCGAGGCUGCGGAAGGGGCUGUUGCUCUGCUGAUUUAAUCAGAGCAGUAUUUCUUCAGCAGAUAAACAAUUUUUCUUCACCACCAGCUCGAGGCAUUGAUGCAUUCAGAGUUUGCUAUUCUCCUACUUUUAAAGGACUGAUUUAUACCUAACUAGCAGCCUUGUAUCCAAGGUUGCUUGGGAAUUCUGAGAAAGGAAGAAAGAAAGAAAGAAAGAAAGAGAAGAAGAUUCAAUCCACCAUCUUGAUUCAAAAUAGCAUCUAAAUGUAUCUAGAAUUAAAAUAGUAUCUUGAGAUUACUUAAAUUGAAUUUAUGGUAGAUAGAUAGAUAGACACACACACACACACACACACACACACUCCAUUUCUGUAAUUGUAGUAACAUCGAAUAAGCAGAUUGAUGAAGUUAAAUAAUGGCAUUCUGAAAGCGUACAAUAAAUAUAACCAUUUUGCUUAAAAUAUAUCAAAGCCUUAUUGAGCAUUUGGAAGGCAAAAAACUCCUUUGGGGGAAAUUGGGUAACAGGGAACUAUAUUUUUUUUCUGAAUCUAUCACUCUCCUGUUCUUUCCGCUCUUUAGCAAAAAAUGUAUUUAUCUUCCAUAUUCCCAGUACUAAAAUUUUCCAUUUGUGGACAAACAACAGUUUUGCUGUUGCUGCUGUAAUAUAGAAAAUGUGUUCUGUGUGGUUGGAGGGGAUGUUUUAUUGUCCCAGAUGAGCAGCUGUUCAGAAGUUUUCACAGCUAACUUUGCUGCAAAAAAGGAAAAUGAUGCAGUAAGAAUUGCUAGCCAGUGGCCCAUCUAGUCCAGAAACCUGUUCUCACAUUGGCCAACCAGAUGCCUGUGGAAAACCCCAAGCAGGACCCGGGCACAAGAGCAAUCUCGCCUCUCGCGGUUUCCAGCAACUGGUACUUAGAAGCAUAAUGCCUCACAUAGUGGAGGAAUCAUAGAAUUGUAGAGUUGGAAAGGACCUCAAGGGUCAUCUAGUCCAACCCCUUGCAAUGCAGGAAUCUCAAGUGUGUGUGUGUGUGUGUAAAUUUUCCAUUUAAUAUUAUAUAUUCACAUCAUCAUUAUCCACUAUACCGCCCUGGCUCUUAGAGCCUAUCAACUUCCUUCCUUCCCUCCCGUCUCUCUCUCUCUCCCCCCCUCCCCAAUAAUAUUUAUUGGAUUUUAUACAAACACAAUACAUACUAUAAAAUCAAUAAAACAAAAGUAAGAAAAAUAAAAAUAAAAUAAAAUAAAACAGAUAUAACAAACAAUAACCAAAGAUACAAACACAACUACGUAUACAAUAAAAAUUAAUUAAUUAGUUAAACUUCCAACUUCAUAAACAUAUUACUUGACUUCCUUUAAUCUCUUCCAUCUGAAUUUCCUUGUAACUGAAUGUAGAAGUUUUCCAAUAUCAUUAUUCAAAAAACAAUAUUCCAAGCCUUCCCUCCCGUCUCCCGGCUUUCAAAAUUAACCUUUAUACGUUUUCCGAUUCUAACUGCACUUGUUACAGUUACUUGUUACUCAAAAUUUAAAUAGAUAUAGAAAGAUAGAAAAUUUCUCAUUACAAGUCUUCAGAUAACCCUGCUAGUGAUGUUAACCGCUCACAAUGAACUUUCAGAUAUCGUAUAAAUUUACUCCAGUCCUUUUGGAAUACUUGAUCGUGCCAUUGGUUCGAGUCCUGCCCUCCGGAGCAGGAGAAAACAAGCUUGUUCACUCUUGAACAUACAGUGGUACCUCAGGUUAAGAACUUAAUUCGUUCUGGAGGUCUGUUCUUAACCUGAAGCUGUUCUUAACCUGAAGCACCACUUUAGCUAAUGGGGCCUCCCACUGCCACUGUGCCACCAGAGCAUGAUUUCUGUUCUCAUCCUGAAGCAAAGUUCUUAACCCGAGGUAAUAUUUCUGAGGUAAUAUUUCUAGCGGAGUCUGUAGCCUGAAGCGUCUGUAACUCAAGGUACCACUGUAUAGUCAUCAUGGCUAGUAGCCGUUGAUAUCUUCCAUGAAUUUGUCUAAUCUUCUUUUAAAGCCAUCUGAGUUGGUAGCCAUCCAUCAAUGCCUCUUGUGGAAGUGAGUUCCAUAGUUGAACUACACUCUAGGGGAGAAGUAGUCUUUUUUUUGUCUGCCUUUCAUCAUUGUUUCCUUUCUGAACAUUACUCCCCAGAUUUUUUUGGGGGGGGUCACAUGCGACAUAAUCCCAAGAGGCGAACUGUGUCCUGGGAAAUACUGUACAGUGGUACCUCGGGUUACAGACACUUCAGGUUACAGACACUUCAGGUUACAGACUCCGCUAACCCAGAAAUAGUGCCUCGGGUUAAGAACUUUACCUCAGGAUGAGAACAGAAAUUGCGCAGCAGCGGCAGCAGGAGCCCCCAUUAGCUAAAGUAGUACCUCAGAUUAAGAACAGUUUCAGGUUAAGAACGGACUUCCAUAACGAAUUAAGUUCUUAACCCGAGGUACCACUGUAAUGGGAACAGAGGAUUUAAAGAAGGGGAACAAGAGACUAUAAAACUUUCCCCCAGAAAAUAAAUGCCCAAACAGAGGGAAGUUAUAUUGAAGCUUGACAAGCAAUCUCACAGCCAACAAGAAAAUACUCCAGCUGUUACUCGCUUCUUAGAAUUGGCAAGAUGCUGCUUGUUCUAAAGUGCUGCCCAUUGCAGCCCAUAUCUAAAAAGUGGGAGGCCUUCCGGUGAAACUGACCGCUGGAGAUUCAGGGCAGAUGAGAGAGAGAGUUUAUUCACAUACAGUGGUACCUCGGUUUACAGAUGCUUCAGGUUGCAGACACUUCAGGUAACAGACUCCGCUAACCAGAAAUAGUACCUCGGGUUAAGAACUUUGCUUCAGGAUGAGAACAGAAAUCGUGCUCCAGCGGCGCGGCAGCAGCAGGAGGCCUCAUUAGCUAAAGUGGUGCUUCAGGUUAAGAACAGUUUCAGGUUAAGAACGGACCUCCAGAACAAAUUAAGUACUUAACCCAAGGUACCACUGUAGUUAAACUAUGGAAUCUGGAUUAUUAUUUUUUUUUUUUUAAGGAUUAGACAGAUUCAGGGAGGAGAAGGCUAUCAAUUUCUACUAGCUAUGAUGGCUGUUCUCUGCCUCUGCAGUUGAAGGCAACAGUGUUUCUCUUUGCUAGGAACCACAGGAAGGAAGAACGCUCUUGUGCUCGGAUCCUGCUUACUGGUUUCCAACAGGCAUUUGCCUGGCCACUGGGAAAACAGGAUAGUUGGGCUAGUUGGGCCAUUGACCUCAUCCAGCCAGCUCUUCUUGUGUUCUUACCCAUCAAUGCUUCCACUGUUAAAAGACAGUUUUCUUCUGUCACAAGCGCAGAUGAAGGAAGCCGUUUGACCCCCUUGAGCAAAGCUGGCCCUUUCCAGGCAGAUUCCUGCCUCCUCCCCUUUCUCGGUUGAAGCCUCGUCACCCUUUGGUGGCAUUUGGAAAGGUCAGCUGUCUGUUUUAAGUGUUUGCCUAACAGAAAUAAAUGCCACUUUGCAAGAGCAUGGUUGCAGGGGAAGUUUGUCCUCGAAUGCAGCAGGACCAAAUUGGUUUAUUCAAUGAUGGGUGUCACUCAUGCCGUUGUAGCCUUGAGGCUAGACUACUGCUAAUGCUGCACGUGGGGCUGCCCUUAGCGGCUCUUCGGCUUAGGAAAGUUCAUUUUAAGGAGUAACUAGUUUGUGUUUAAGAUGUACGAAAACAAAAUAGAAACAUCGCUACCUGACCCCCCCAUCUCCCCCCGCCUCUUUCCCCCCUUUCUUCCUAAUGUCUCAACAAAUGAAACUGAUUUGUAAAAAUGUUACAUGGGAAAAAAAUACGAGAGAGAGACAUUGCACACACUUUUGUAAAUCAAGAAAAUCUUUAAUAAUAAAAAAAAGAUGUACGAAAAGGAACUACAGUGGUACCUUGGGCUACAGACGCUUCAGGUUACAGACGCUUCAGGUUACAGACUCCACUAACCCAGAAAUGGUACCUUGGGUGAAGAACUUUGUCUCAGGAUGAGAACAGAAAUCAUGCGGCGGCAGCGGGAGGCCCCAUUAGCUAAAGUGGCACCUCAGGUUAAGAACAGCUUCAGGUUAAGAACGGACCUCCGGAACGAAUUAAUUUCUUAACCUGAGGUACCACUGUACAGUCGUACCUCAGCUCCCAAACGCCUUGGGAGUCAGAACGUUCUGGCUCCCGAACGAUCGAAAACCGGAAGUGAGUGUUUCAGUUUUUGAACGUUCUUUUGGAAGCCAAACGUCCAGCGGAGCUUCUGCGGCUUUUGAUUGGCUGCAGGAGCUUCCUGUAGCCAGUCAGAAACCCUGCUUUGGUUUUUGAAUGUUUCGGAAGUUGGACGGACUUCUGGGACGGAUUCCAUUCGACUUCCUAGGUACGACUGUGAUUGUAAUUCAUAACGACUCCUAUAGAAAAUGGUUAUGGGGGGGUUAGUUUAGAGAAAAGGCAAGUGAUAGGGGAUGUGAUUCAGGUAGAAUCCUGAAUCUUCUGCUUCCCCCCACUAGUGCUAUAUAGAGCACCAGGCCUCUACAUGUGCUUGCAUCCCAGCUCCCAUCAGCCCCAGCCAGCCUGGUCACUGCUCAAGGAUGAUGGGAGUUGUAGUCCAACCACAUCUGGAGGACCACAGGUUCCCCCACCCCCAGGUUCCCCCAAACCAUGAGCAAGUAGAGCAGCCUUGGCCAGCCUGAUGUCCUCCAACAUCUGGAGCAAAUCAGGACGAAUUCUCAAUGAAGACUGGGCGCAGUCUAACCUACGCGUAAUCUUUCCGCGAGCACAGCAGGACAAAUCAGUUACACAUGUUUAGGGGCUUCCCGAAAGGCUUCUUGGGGAAAAAAUCCAACUGAAAAACAGGGCUGGAAAAUAAAAACAUAAAUAGGUGUACAAAGCAAAGAGCUUUCAGCAAAUCCCAGCUUCUCAAGGAAUGCCAUCUGCAUGGUGUAUUUUAUUUGCACUCAGUUUUGUUCUUGCAUUCACACUUUGGGUUUAGGUGUGCGUGUAAAAAUAGAGUGUGUGAAGUGGUCCCAGGAGACACAGGUAAAAUGGCUGUUAAUCUAGCAACUAUCCAGCAUUUUCUCACAGUUCAGGGAUAGAUAGAAAUCUAGGAUGGCACUGGAAAAUCCAACAGACCUUUUUUUUCUUCUUCUUCCCAUGGGCCUCAUUUCAGGGGAUUUGGUAACCAGCCUUGGGAAGGAUCACAAAAAAAUGAAAAAGAUAAAUAACCUCAUCGGUUGCAGCAUUUGUGCUGCUGUUGCUAAUACCACCAGGAUCUUCAGCGUGAUCAAAAUCCAAUUUUGGAUGCUGUUACAAACCUCUCCUUGCAAAUCUCCAGGGCUAAUUAAAAAGCACUUGCAAGAUUCACGCUGGCUGAAUAUAUUUUUUUUUAAAAAAAGUCUUUUCAACCUCCUUGAAAACUGAGUCCUUUGACAACAACUAAAGUGAAGCGGUUGAAUUAAACAUGAUUUAAUUACGAUCUUAUGGGAUUUUUCAAAAGGACCCCCCCAUCUUUUGCCAUAUGAUCCAUCACUGAAUGUUUGCUUAUUUGAUUGUUUAAGUAACUGGAUUGAUACACCGCUUAAUCAAAACCUCUAAGCAAGCAGUUUACGCGAUAAAUAUAGACAUAAAAAAUACCAAUAAAAGCAGAUGUUCAAAACAAAUGGAAUUAUUUUUUUAAAAAAGAAAAGCAUUCUAAAAUAACACUCAUGGCUGAGUUAUGUAUCUGGAUAGGCUUGUCUAACCAAAAUUAAUUUUCAUGUCCUAGCUUUAUCCUGGAAGAAAAGAAAAGUGGAUACGUACAGUGGACCCCCUGGUUACGGAUUUAAUUCAUUCUGGGGGCCCAUGCACACCCCAAAAAAUCUGUAACCAGAGGAAUCUCAGCUCAAGCAUCCAUGAGAGUUGGCCACCCAACCUCUGCUUAAAAUCUCCAAGGAAGGAGAGCACCACCUCCUGAGGGAGUCCGUUCUACCGUCAAAACAGCUCUUACUGUCAGAAAGUUCUUCCUGAUGUUUAGUUGGAAUCUCCUUCCUUGUAACUUGAAUACAUUGGAUUGAGUCCUAUCCUCCAGAGCAGGAGAAAGCAAGCUUGCUCCAUCUUCCAUGAAUUUGUCUAAUCCUCUUUUCCAACCUUCGAGACUAGAUGGCUAUUGGCCUCCUCUAAUUCAAAACUAUUUCCAAAACUCUCUGUGUGUUCAAAACACUCUCCAUUUUGCUAGCACAUAUCGCUGGCUUCCAAAGCAUGAGCAUUGCACUUUCAAGGUAGUUAUUCAGUCAGUCUUUAGAGACUCUUGUGUUUGUGCCUUACAACCACUUUCCUCCCGAAGUACAAACGCUUUGCUAGAUUUAACAUGGGAUAAGAAGGAUGAUAGCUGAGGAGUCCUGUGUAUGGUGAAUGAUACUUCAUGCUAAUGUAUGGAACAUUUUAAUUUUAAAAUGCUUUGAAGUUGAACGUUGUCCCUUUGUACCACUGAUCUAGAAAGAAAGAAAACACUGUUUUUAAAGGUUCCAAACUGUGUGUCUGGUCUGACUCAGAGGUUGAGCAAACCCUGAAAGAUCUGGUUGUUUUUUUCCUGGGGCUGCAGUCAAACAGAAGAAAUAACAUUUAAUCAGAUGUAUCCCUAGAUGCCACUGAAAAAUGUGCCGCUGUAUUAAUUGGCGCCAGGAAACAAUGAGUGUAUCUAGGGGUCUUUACAGCUUGCAGUGAUCUCAUACAGCCUCAUCCAGUCGCUUGUUUAUUCACAUAAUGAAGUCAGCCUUCACAGUACUAAACCCCCAGACCUUGUCCCUGCCUCCCUUCUCUGGCGUCCUUGCUUUGUGGAUCUGCCCAAGGUGGAGCGAGUGAAAGAUCAGUCUUAAUAAUUACAGGCGGGAACUGCAACCAUGUGUUGCAGUAGAGUCUCAUCCUCGUAAUAACAAGUGCUCCUGUUUAGGGCUGCCAGCCAGCCAGGCCCUCCUGCUUCCCAGUUUCCCAUUUUUCUUGUCCACUUAUCAUUUCACAUCCCAUAGCUACUGAGCAUUCUUAGUCCCCUCUGGGCUUCUGCCCCCCACCUCCAAUUUUUGUGUGUUGAGCAGGGGAGCUCCCCUGCUCAUCUGCUUGAGCUUUCAAGUACUUGGACCCCAAGACAUUUAGGGUCUUUUAUGCUGUACAGGAAGGGGACGGGUGGCGCUGUGGUCUAAACCACAGAGGCUUGGGCUUGCUGAUCAGAAGGUUGGCAGUUCGAAUCCCCACGAUGGGGUGACUCCUGUUGCUCGGUCCCUGCUCCUACCCACCUAGCAGCUUGAAAGCACAUCAAAGUGCAAGUAGAUAAAUAGGUACCACUCCGGCGGGAAGGUAAACGGCGUUUCCGUGCGCUGCUCAGGUACGCCAGAAGCGGCUUAGUCCAUAGCUGUCAACUUUUCCCUCUUCUUGCGAGGAAUCCUAUUUGGAAUAAGGGCAUUUCCCUUAAAAAAAGGGAAACGUUGACAGCUAUGGCUUAGUCAUGCUGGCCACAUGACCCAGAAGCUGUCUGCAGGCAAACGCCCGCUCCCUCGGCCUAUAGAGCGAGAUGAGCGCUGCAACACCAGAGUCGUCCGCGACUGCACCUUAUGGUCAGGGGUACCUUUACCUUUAAUAAGAAUAAGAAUAAGAAUUUAUUAUUUAUAACCCGCCCAUCUGGCUGGGUUUCCCCAGCCACUCUGGGUGGCUUGCAACAAAACACUAAAAUACAAUAACCUAUUAAACAUUAAAAGCUUCCCUAAGCAUGUCCAAUUGACACGUGAUCACUGACAUGCGGGAUCCAGAACAGGGUGAAACAGGUAAAAUUGGGGUGGGAUGGGGGUGGAAAGUGCUUAUAUGUGCUCCGCCAACAUACACAGGGUUCAGGAAUGGAACUAAUACUUUGAAUAGUGCCUGGUAGCUCACAAGCAGCCCCUUUUUCUUUGACCCUCCUUUAGAAAGAACCCACCAGAGAUCUGGUCAAAGAUCAGCCUCCAUCACAGAAUUGUAGAAUUUAGAGUUAGAAGGGACUGUGAGGAUCAUUGCAUUUGCAAUGGAUUUUUAAGCUGUCCCAUAAUGGGGAUCGAACCUGCAACCUUGGUGUUAUCAGCACCACGCUGUAAGCAACGGAGCGAUUCAGGACAUGAAUGACUAGCUGUGCCCUAAAACUGCAGAGAGAAUGUUGGGGCUCUGACUCUCAUUCCCUCUGUUAGCAAUGUCCAGUCCGAGGCUGAGUGCAGAUCGUUGCUGAAAUAUACUCAGAGUCGAGAGUGGAUUUCAUGCUCUUUAUUCAGCUCAUAGUGGUGAGGAGGAAUGAAUGUUCCCCCAAAGUAUCUGCUUUAUAUACAUUAUUUACACAAUGGGCUGCACGUGAUUGGCUAAUUCCGGAAUUCUCCUGUAGGCCAAUCAUGUUGUGGAUUCACUUCCAUCUGGAGCUGGAUUGGGUGGCUCCUGCAGACUAAUCAUACUGCUGCAUUGUUCUAGGACCAAUCACACUGCUGCAUUUUGGAUCCUAUUCAACUCAGUACAUAACAGUUGCAUAGGCAAAAAGUCACCAUCUGCAUGCAAAAGGAGGAACAGCCCUAAGGUUGUGGAAGUGCAAAAAGCUUUAAGGAUGGAAACUGAACUGAACCAGAAUAGCCCAGAGAGGACUGAAGGUUGCUCAGUGGUUAAGGAGUUCUGAGUUGGUGACAGAAUGGAGAACUGGUGGGAAGGGGUGUGGAAUGGAGUAUCCUGGAAAUGGCCACCUUGAACCCUUAGCAGGAGCCACCCUACACUGUGACAUUCCAUUGCAAGUCCCAACUGCAUGAUAAAUAGCCAUUCAUAACGUGCGCAUGGAGCAUCUGCAGAUUUGUGGCUGUUUCCAAGUUAUCUUCCGCUUUGCUCUCGUCGUGUCAAGAAGCCCUCACCUUAGUCACCACUUCCUAAGAUGUGUUACUGAUGCGAAAAAAGAAGAAAAAUUCCACUCCCUCGAGCAGUUUCAGGAUAAACAUGGGAGAAACUAUAUAGGCCAGAAAGAGCCCUUUUGGGCAUUUAGCGGCAGCACAUUUCUGGCCCGAAAGAUCAUUUUUUAAAAAAUUGUCCAGUAGCACCUUAUAGACCAACUAAGUUUGUUCUGAUAUAAGCUUUUGUGUGGAUGCACAUUUCUUCAGAUACACUCCGCUCAUUUGUAUAGAAUUUUGGCGGUGCGGGAAAGCAGAAUGGAAUCCAUCAUUCUUCUCUUGCUAUUGUAAAGCAUCACUCCAAUAUCUUUUCUAUUAGUCAGAGCCUGCAAGGUUUUAUGGCCAACACCAGACACGUCUUUAAUACAAAACGCCUUUUCCAAAGCAUCCUUCUGAUUUAAGGCUACCUCUUUUUGUGAAUCACACAACAAUAAACUGUGGAAGAGUACCUAAGAUCUUGAGGUUUAACAAAUGGUUUUAUGAGUGCAGAUAGAAAACCUCUUUUUGUAUCCCUACUAUCCAAGCGAGCUUCCUGUUCAAGGUUUGACACUUUCCAUAUUAUUCUGGUGCUGUGGCCUGACAUGUUCCUGUAAGCGAGGCAGACCACUUCAUCAAAGGUCAUCAUAUUUCCAAGGCCAUCUCUAGAUCUGACACCUUCUGUUGCAUUAUACACAGCCAGCGCUUCAUUUGUGUUCCACUAGCUAAAAGGCUGUCAUUAUGAUGCACAGGUUAUUUUAAGAGGCAGAUUGGACAUACAAAGUUGCCUUGGUUCUCAAACUUAAUCCGUUCCAGAAGUCCGUUCCAGAACCAAAGCGUUCCAAAACCAAGGCAUGCUUUCCCAUAGAAAGUAAUGCAAAACAGAUUAAUCUGUUCCAGAUUUUUAAAAACAACCUCUAAAACAUGAAUUUUACUAUCUAACGAGACCGUUGAUCCAUAAAAUGAAAGCAGUAAUCAAUGUACUGUACUAUAAAAUAAAUAAGACAGUAUUGUAGAUGAUAAAAAUUAAAAUUAAAUUUUUUUCUUACCUGCACUGAUAGUUGUUGUUUUGAUAGAGGACUUUUAUUCAUUUCCGCAGUCACACAAUCAAUCAGUCAAUCAAUCAGUAGCUGAACUGGGUUCCAUACAGUCACAAAAACAAAUUAACCGAAAAAGCCUCAAAAACAAAAACACAAAAUAAAUAGCAAAAACAAAAGCGCCAAACUGAAUUUGUUCUGGAAUUCUAUUUGACCAAAAUGUUGGAAAACCAAGGCGCAGCUUCUGAUUGGUGCAGGCGCCCCAGAAACAAUAGCCAACAGCUGCAUCGGACGUUUGGCUUCCAAAAAACGUUCGAAAACCAGAACACUUACUUCCAGGUUUUCAGCGUUUGAAAACCAAGUUACCACUGUAUAGCAGCACUAUCUUGGUUUACUGGGACCAGUUGGUUUACUGAGACCAAUGGAAACUGCUGGUGCUGACCUUUAAAGCUUUAACUGUUUGGCGAUCCAAGGUAUUGAGAAAUUAAGAAGUCAAGGCUGCCUGCUUGCACAUCUAAAGUACAGCUGCAUGCAUUGUAUAUUAUCGCUGUCCAAUGGGAUGAAGUGUGCUAUGUUGGGGAGACAUGAUUAAGUCUUCUCGCAAAAACCAGCAAUUGAGUUCCCCUGGGACCAUCUUUUAUGUGAGCAAAGAGGAAGGGUCAUCCAAGGAAAUUCUUCAAAGGGAGAUCCUGAUCUGAUAGUUACUGAUUUAUCCAGCGUGCUUUUAAUAAAGAUGAAAAAUACGUGGAGGUUUAAAAAGGAGAAGCUCCCUCUUUCUCAGAUUUUGAGUCCCAGGUGAAAUAUCAGGGGUAGAUCACACGCUUUUGCAUGCGGAAGGCCCUCGGUUCCCUACCUGAUGUCAACUGGUUAAAAGAACAGGUGAUGCAAAAUAACCUCCUUUGCCUGAGACCCCAAAGAACCACAGUCAAAGUAGACAACACUGAGGUGAGCUAACCUACUAUAAGGCAUCUUGGAGUGCAGUGUUGCUGAAUGAGGACUUACCGAUAAAUUUGAUCCCCUUUAUUCAGGCCUGAAUCAAGACCAGAGGUCAGCAAACCUUUUCAGCAGGGGGCCAGUCCGCUGUCCCUCAGACCUUGUGGGGGGCCGGACUCAUACCUGUCAACUUUUCCCUUUUCUUGCGAGAAAUCCUAUUUGGAAUAAGGGAAUUUCCCUUUAAAAAAGGGAAAAGUUGACUGCUAUGGCCGGACUGUACAGGGGUACCUCUGGUUACGUACUUAAUUUGUUCCAGAGGUCCGUUCUUAACCUGAAACUGUUCUUAACCUGAAGCACCACUUUAGCUAAUGGGGCCUCCUGCUGCCGCCGCACCGCCGGAGCAUGAUUUCUGUUCUCAUCCUGAAGCAAAGUUCUUAACCUGAAGCACUAUUUCUGGGUUAGCGGAGUCUGUAACCUGAAGCGUCUGUAACCCGAGGUACCACUGUAUAUAAAUAAAAUAAAUAAAUAAAAGAAAUGGAGAGGAAAAACAUUUUUAAAAAUCACAUACGUACUUAAUUUGUUCCAGAGGUCCGUUCUUAACCUGAAACUGUUCUUAACCUGAAGCACCACUUUAGCUAGUGGGGCCUCCUGCUGCUGCCGCGCCGCCGGAGCAUGAUUUCUGUUCUCAACCUGAAGCAAAGUUCUUAACCCGAGGUACUAUUUCUGGGUUAGCGGAGUCCAUAACCUGAAGCGUAUGUAACCUGAAGUGCAUGUAACCCGAGGUACCACUGUGUUUUUUUAAAAAAUAUGAACGAAUUCCUAUGCCGCAUACAUAACCCAGAGAUGCAUUUUAAAUAAAAGGACACAUUCUACUCAUGUAAAAACAUGCUGAUUCCUGGACCGUCUGCGGGCCGGAUUGAGAAGGUGAUUGGGCCGGAUCCGGCCCCUGGGCCUUAGUUUACCUACCCAUGAUCAAGACAGUGGCUUUUUGGAGCAACCAUAGAAUCAUAGAAUUUGUAGAGUUGGAAGGAAGCACGAGGGUGAUCUUGUCUAGCCCCUGCAAUGCAGGAAUCUUUUGCCCAGCAUGGGGCUCGGACCCACGACCUUGAGAUUAUGAGUUUCAUGCGGUAGUGACUGAGCUAGUUUAGGGGUAGAGUUUUGUAUGCGGAAAAUCCCAGGGUUUUUAUUAUUUUUUUUAAAAGAUAUUUAUUAAGAUUUUCAAAAUGUUACAAAACAAAACAAAAAAAAGAAAAGAAAAGAGUACAAAAAUAAAAAUGGCUAAAAACAACUCAAUCUUUCCAUUAUUUCCCGGACCUCCUCACGCCUCCCUGUUUUGUAUUCCAGUUCAGUUUGUUGGUUCAGCAAAUCCUUACCCUCUUUGUUUAUCCUAAUCUUUAAUCUUAAAAUAUUGUAACGUUAAAUUUUUACCUAUUAAUAAUCCAUUUUUCAUAUUCCCUUAUAGUAUUACAGCUGAAAACCACUUAAUUUCUAUCCAACAUCAUUCUAACAUUCAUUAAUUUUACAAUAUUUCUGUAAAUAGUCUUUAAAUUUCUUCCAAUCUUCUUCCACCGACUCUUUCUCCCUGGUCUCGGAUUCUGCCAGUCAUUUCCGCGAGUUCCAUAUAGUCAAUCACCUUCAUCUGCCAUUCUUCCAGAGUGGGUAGAUCUUGUGUCUUCCAAUACUUUGCAAUGAGUAUUCUUGCUGCUGUUCCUUUUUUAGUAAGUGAAAGACACUUUUCCUUUUCCGAGGAGAAUUGAGGCCAUUACAAUUCCAACUUAAAAGUUGCAGAGCCAUGAUGGGGUUACUUCGCUUUACCUCCAGCUGCGCCAAGUGUUUGUUCUUGUUCUGUCGGUGGUGUCACUUUCUCUGGACCAUGCAAUCCAAAAGAUAAGUUUGCUAUAUCUAUUAUUCCUCUUUCCAGUGCUUUUGGCUCUUCUCCAGAUUCCACUUCUUUCUGUAGAUCUUCUCCGUGGUCUUUCAAGAAUUUGUCUUUAUCACUGACUGAUCUUAUUUUUAUCUUUCUUCCUUUAUAUUUAAAGGACAGACCUUGGGGGAAUUCCCACCUAAAGAUGAUUCUAUUACUUCUCAGCAGGGCAACCAGAUCUCCGUAAUUAAGCCUUAAGUCCAAAAGAUGUUUUGGAAUGUCCUUAAAUAUCUCCACACUUGAGUCAUAUAUUUUCAGAGUCUUUUGGUAAUGCAGAUUCAAGAUUUUAUCUCUCUCCUCUUUUGUUCGAAGGGUAAUCAAACAGUCUCUCGCCUUGUUCUUCCUUCCUCCUCUUCCAAGUCUAAAUGCGCUCACUAUCUUAAAUUCUUCCUUCCCCAAAUCCUGUUGCCAGAAGUCUGUGAAUUCCUGCGUAAGAAAGUCAAUCAAGUUAUCUUUCUCAAGUUCUGGUACAGCCCUGAUUCUCAAAUUUCUUUGUUUCUCUUUCAAUUCAAUCAUAGACAACGUCAAACCGUGAUCCUCGAGUUGCCUAUAUAUCGGUGGUAUCUUCUCUUGAGUGGCACUUGCUAUGUCUUUUGCUUCUUCAGCUGUCUUUCGGGUCGAAGCAGAUUCCUGUAACAGUUUCUCAAUAGUCUCUGUAUUGGUAUUCACCUUCUGUCCCAAAUUAUUGAUACUUGUAGUAUUUUGAUCAAUUUUAACUGAUGCUUCGGCUACUUGUUUAUUUGUUUCAGCUACUUGUUUAGUUAAAUUUUCCAAAGAUUCAUUAAUUUUUCCUAGUGCCAGAGCCAAAACAUCUUCAGACGACAUUACUUUUGGUUUAACUUGUGGGGGUGCAGCCCCUGAUAAUCCAGAUGGUCCAGAAGGACCAGAUGUUGAAGCUCUUCGCUGCGACGCAGCAUCUGUCUGAUAGGGUCUGCCAGACCUAGUAGUUUUUUCCUCUAACUUUCCUCUUCCAUCUGCCAUAACAGUCUCAAGAAGUCCAAGGUCAGUCCCACGGUUAGAAUUUGUUUUGAAGUGGAAAGUUCCCCAAGCCUCAAGUUGUUAUUGUAGCAAUAUCAAGCCUCCUCUAGGGGGACACAGUAACAGUCAAAACUUACAACUUGAAAGAAAAAAAAAUAGUCCUUAUAAAUCCCCCAAUUCACGAAAAAACAACAGUUUCAAUUGCACUUAAUCAGUUACUUUAAAGUCCAGAAACAAAUGUAUCUCUCUUGCAGAGUUAGCUGUCAAAAGUACUCUGUUUACUGAUAGUGCUUUUCACAGAGCGGCAUUCCUUGUCUCAGGGCAGUCCGUUCCCAGGCUCUAAGCGGUGGAUUUUAGCUUCCUUUCCCUCUUUUUUUGCAGGUAGAUACAGUUCAAACCUUUCCCCCCCUCCUCUCCUGCAAUCCAGAGGGGAGAUCGCUUUUCUGAUGUUAGGAUUUAAGUCUUUUUUCAAACGUCUUUCAAGGUUUCCGCUUACAGUCUCUUUGCUUUGAUCUAUUUACAAGAAAGGAAGGCGGACUUCCUGUUUAUGCCUUCCCGCUUCGGUGCCGAAUUAAAUUAUUUUUCCCUUUAAAUCCAAUUUUAUUCUACUCACGGGUAGUUACUUUAGAGGUCAAAUUGUCCCAGGAAGAAGUCAGCGCUCUCCGAUAACGGCUGUGCGGCUUCACUCCGCGGAAAGAGAAGUCGACUCUCAGCACCGCGCCGCUCACCCCGUCUUGCUCCGGAACCCCUAAAGGGGUCCCUUCGCAGUUUGGGGGGGCGCAAAAGGUGCCCACCGAGUCCCCACGUUCACAGGCUUCACCCGCCUGUGAUUUUUAAAGGGUCCCCGCUUCGCCGCAGUGGUCAGACCCGAUCCCGCGGAGCUGGCCCCUCAGAGACUCAGAGGGAAUCCGCCAUUAUCGAUGGCGCCAACCUGGAAGUCCGAAAAUCCCAGGGUUUUUAGGUGCUGGGGGGGGGAUAAGACCUUGUAGAUAAUAUGGCAGGGGUGGGAAAUGUUUUCAGCCCCAGGUCCCAUUCUCUUAUGGUGAGCUUUUUGGGGGCCAGGGACCAGUGGCGAUUGAGUCCAGAUUCAGACUUUUACCUUUUGUCCAGCAGGCUGCAUUCCAGCCAAGCAGAAGUCGGUUGUUUCUGUGCACGCAUACAAACACCCCUUUACCUUCCAUUCAAGUAACCAAGAGGCAAUAUCUAAGUUAAAUGGGAAACUUCAUAGAAUUGUGGAGUUGGAAGGGCCCAUAAGGGUCAUCUAGUCCAACCCCCUGCAAUAUAGGAAUCUUUUGCCCGAAGUGGGACUCGAACGCAAGACCCUGAUAUUAAGCAUCUCGUGCUCUACCGACUGAGCUAUCCAGUUUCAGCCAUGCAAAAGCACUUUGAGGGUAUACAGAACAGCCAACUAGGGAUAUAUCCUGGGAAGUAGUGGUGUGGUCUUGGGAGGAUAAUGAGGGCCGGAUAGUGAGGUCUGGAGGGCUACAAGCAACUCCCAGACCUGGGAUUGCCCACCCCUGCUAAAUAGACUCAUGUCCUGGUUUAGCAGAAGACAGUUCCCUAGAUUUGUGCCCGCACUCCUAUAACUCUGCUUACGAUAACAUUCUAUUUUUACUAAGGCACCCUAUAACAAUUACAAUACAGACAUAAUUAUAUUAUGCUGAUCAUUUGCCAGGCUAGAAAGGAUGAUUUGUAUGCUCAGGCCCCUGCAUGAUGUUUCUUAGAAAGCAGCUUGCUGAAGAACCCAGAAGAUAUUUACAUUCCUGGGCGCCAGGAUUAAUAGCCAACUGCCCGAGGCACCGAAGCGUUUCAAAUUUUGUUCAGCCUUGAUUAUAAUAGUAUAAAUAUUGUUUGUAUUUUUUAUUCAAUAUUGUCGGUCUCUGUGGGAAAUUGGCAUAAUUAACAACGGAGAAUUGCUGCCGCGUAAUAGGUAUGAGCUUGAACUGAGGAAUCUUCAACUCUCACAAAUGCUCCUUCUCGCACUCUCAGUUCCCUCUUCUGCAAAUUCUUCUGCAGAUUCCGACUAAUAAUCAGGAAGAACUUUCUGGUGGUAGGAGGUGUUUGACAAUGGAACAGAUUCCCUUGAGAUGUCGUGGACUCUCCUUCCUUGGAGGUUCUUAAGCAGAAGUUGGACGGGCAACCAUCUGUCAUGUAUGUUCUAGUCAAGAUUCCUGCAUUGCAGAAGGCUGGACUAGACCCUCAAGUUCCCUUCCAACACUAUCAUUCUAUGAUUCUAUGAACUGCAGUCAAAACCACAAUUAAAUAAGCAGAGAGACCAUAAUUUAUGACUUUGUGAGGCAGUUCCCUGGUCAAUCCUCCGAGUAUUUCUCCUUGAGAGGUCUAAUAAGCCCAAUACCGAAGAGGUUGCAAUGUAUUCAAAUGUAAAAUCUCUUAGAUCUGCUAUGAUGGUUAGCUCUUGUCCCGUUUCUUCCUCUGAUUAUAUGUGAUGUGUGUUUUUUCCACCAUAAAAAGUUGGAAACCUUCCCUUCUGUGAUGGAUAACAAAACUGCUGUGGCAGGAAACUCGUGUCCCUCCAGAUGUUGUUGCCCUCUAAACUCUCCUCCGCCCUGGCCAAUGUGGAACAUGAAGAGGGCCCGAUGGGAGUUGUAGUCCUACAACAUCUGGAGGACUCCGCUUUUGACUCCAACCUUGGCCUAACCUCUCCCUAAAACCUAAAACCCCUUCCCGCUUAGCUGGUCUCCACCUGAAGCUCCUGUGUGAAGUCGUCCAUAAAAACGGGCCUUGUUUUCUGUUGCCAGGCAACGCCAUUCCAGCUGCCAUUGAAGAAAUGCUCUGUGGUAGGAAAUGGUGGGAUUCUGAAGAACAGCGGCUGCGGCAGACAGAUAGACCAAGCGGACUUUGUCAUGCGGUAAGACAGUGGCCCCGCUGUGGCAUGGCGUCCCUGUUCCCUCCAUCCCCCUUGUUUCUCACCCACAACCACAAAAGGGUUUUUCCCUUUUGCUUGUGUUUAAUUAACCGUAGACGGUCUCUUUUUCUCCCUCAGAGUGAUUUAUAGGGGUGGGAAAGAGCCAUGGCAGAUAGGGCUUUUCCCUCCCUUAACAACGCAGGUGCCUGUCACUCUUCAGAGGCAUCAGGGGAAGAUAGCUGAGUGAAGGUGCUUUAAUCAAACGGAAAACUAAGAGAGAUGGAAGAGCCUCAGGUCCCUUCUGGCUUCCUUGCACGGAAGAACUUCGUUUUCUCAGAAAGAGAAGACUUUCAAGGCUCCAUUUGCGCCAUGCAUUGAAAGCGCUAUACCACUUGAAACACUUGCGCACACCCCAUGGAUCCUGGGAACUGUAGCUUGUACAGGCUGCUGAGAGUGCUUAAAGGUAAAGGGACCCCUGACCGUUAGGUCCAGUCGUGACUGACUCUGGGGUUGUGGCGCUCAUCUCGCUUUAUUGGCUGAGGGAGCCGGUGUACAGCUUCUGGGUCAUCUGGCCAGCAUAACUAAGCCGCUUCUGGCGAACCAGAGCAGCGCACGGAAAUGCCGUUUACCUUCCCGCUGGAGUGGUACCUAUUUAUCUACUUGCACUUUGAUGUGCUUUCGAACUGCUAGGUUGGCAGGAGCAGGGACCGAACAACGGGAGCUCACCCCGUCACGGGGAUUUGAACCGCCGACCUUCUGAUCGGCCAGCCCUAGGCUCUGUGGUUUAACCCACAGCGCCACCCGCGUCCCAUCGCUGAGAGUGCUUAGGCGACCCCUAUUCCCUUCACAGAGCUACAGCUCCGUGAAGUUAGAAUUGUAGAGUUGGGCCCAUCUAGUCCAGCAAGGGAUCUUUUCCCCAACGUGAGGCUCAAACCCACAUCCCUGAGAUUAAGAGUCUCAUGCUCUACCAAGUGGUCCUGCUAGCUAGGGAUGAUGGGAGUUGUAGUCCAGCAACAGCUGGAGACCCACGUUUGGGAAACGUGUAGACAAUGCUGCAUUAAAUGAAUCAGUAGUCAUAAGUUCCUGGUGUCCCAGUGCUUUUACUAUUGCUUUUUUGAAAUAUACUCCUAGGAUAAAAUCCGAUAAAGAUAAGAAAAAUUAAAUGGAAGACUGAAGCUAAGGGCUAUAGCAUCUCCUUCCCAUGUAGCAGGCCUCGGGUUCACUCUUAUGAUGGCAUCUCAAAAUAGGGCUGGGAGACACCCCUGUCAGAAACCCCAGAGCGCUGCUACCAGUCAGUGUAGACAACAAUGAGUCGAAUGGACCAGUGGUCUGAACGCCAUGAGGCCACUGCCUAUGUAACCUGACCUCCCAGUUGCCAACUCGGGCAAAAAUAACGGCGAAAUCCGUGGCAUGAGGAAUUGUGAGCAGGCCUUUGGAGGAUGCCGUCUGGGGUCUUGGAGUUCCUGCUCCAGCCUUGUUUUCAAAAUGGCUUCCCAAGAAAGCUAGUGGCUGACCAUGGAUGUUGACAAAAGGCUCCUUAUCCCUAGAGCACUGGCUGUUUUAUCCUGGAGUAUUCAGUACAGUUUCUGGCCCUGUAAUUCCUGCCAGCGUGAUAUAUUGGAGCCACAGAGGACUGUUGCUCACUUAGGCAUAAAUGGAAGAGUUUAAUAGCCCUCACAGAUAGGAAGAAACUGGCGCUCACUCGGCCCCCAGCCCUCGCACCGCUAAUGUCACUUUGAGGCUUUGAAAAGGUUUCAAAGGCGGCAGAGCCGAGACUUGCAUUUGGCUUCUCUGUCAGUUCCCCGCGCUGGAAAGGAUAUUGAUGUGAUGUGUGUAAAGGACGGUACAAGCAAGCUGACAAGUUGUGGGUUCCACAGAUCAAGGUGAAGUGAAAUGUGAAAUUUCACGGCACGUCUUAACGGGAGGAGAUAUGAGGGACGGGAGGGGGGAUCUUUCUGAAAAGAAAUGCGUUUUACAGGCCCAUUUUAUCUAUGUCAGUCAAACACAGUCGGGUAGAGAAAGCGGGUGGGGAGACGCUUCCUCUCAAAAUAUAGCAGUCAUUUUGGUGAAGUUGGAUGUUGGAAGAUUCAUGACAGACAAAAGGAAAAUCUCCUUCAUUUGGCACACAUUUAAACUAUGGAAUUGAGCAUAAGAACGUAAGAGAGGCUCUGUUGGGUCAGGCCAAAAGCCUAUGUAGUCCGGCAUAAUUUGCAACCACAAGAUGGCCACCAACUUGGACUACAACUUUCCCACCAGGUUUGGGAAAGACUGAUCUGGUGUCUUAUCCUUCCCUUGAACCCUGCAGAACAUUCCUGUGUGCUUAGAUUGUCUAAUGCAGGGUUUCCCAAACUUGGGUCUCCGGCUGUUUUUUUUGGUGGGUUUGGUGUCAUUAAAAUGCAUGCAGCCAAUCAGCAUAUUUCCCCUGUUCCAUUGUCUAGAAGCCACAGGGUUUGGUCUGAAUAGCUGGGUUCUUGCUGAGUUUCCAUCUGGCUACUCAGCCACAUCCUUCGUUUUCUGCAAUAUUGUCUGAUGAAGCUAUCCUGGUGAGAAAAACAAAACACAGCCCCUACUGUGAUGGAGUAAACUUGAGUUCCCAAAGGAACAGUAUCCAUGACUGAUUUGAACAUACUUUGAAUCUUUUUGGCUGAUCAGUAUUGAGAUAAAGUAAUUAUAUCAAAUCUGCGUAAUUACCGGCCAGCUGCCAAUCUUCCGUUCUUGGACAAGGUUCUUGAGCGGGUGGCCGUGGAUCAGAUUUCAGUACUCUUGGAGGAAACCGAUUCUCUAGAUCCAUUUAAAUCAUAAUUUAAAUGCUUUGGUUGCCUUUUGUCAGGAGAGACAGGGGAAAUGUGUCCCUGUUCAUUUCUCAGUAGCUGUUGAUACCAUCAACCAUGGUAUCCUUUUGCAGUGGUGGUUCCAGUCCUACUUGGAUGGUCGUUUCCAGAGGGUGAUGUUUGGGGAGUGGUCUUUGAUCCUGUGGAGCCUUCAACGUGGAGUUCUUCAGGGUUCAAUUUUAUCCCCCAUGCUGUUUUACAUCUACAUGUAAGCGCUGGGUGGGGUUAUCUGGAGGUUUGAAGUACGUUGUCAGCAAUAUGCUGACAACACACAGCUCUACUUCUCCUUAACAUCUGCAGGUGAGGCAGUGGAUAUGUUGGACUGCUAUCUUGCCUUGGUAAUGGGCCGCAUGAGGGCCAACAAACUGAUGCUCAAUCCAGAUAAGAGUGAGACUCUGUUAGUGGGUGGUCCCCUAGACCGGAUGGAUGGGAGGUUGCCUGUUCUUGAUAGGGUUGCAAUCCCUCUGAAGGAGGUUCUUAUGGGUCCAUUGUUGUUGCUUGAAGCUCAGGUGACCUCAGUGGAGCAGAAUACCUUCCAUCAGCUUUGGCUGGUGCUCCAGCUGCGCCCCUAUCAGGGAUAGCUUAACUUCUAUUGUCUGUGCUCUGGUAACCUCUAGGCUAGAUUACUGCAGUGUGUUAUACAUGGGGCUGCCUCUGAUGAUGGUUAGGAAACUUCAGCUGGUCAGGAUUCAGCGGCCAGGUUGCUCAUUGGGGCAAGAUGGUUUGAGCAUACAUCACCAGUCCUGGUGGCCCAACUGCACUGGAUGCCAAUUUGUUUCUGGUCCCAAUUCAAAGUGCUGGUUUUGACCUAUAAAGCCUGAAAUGGCUCAGGAUCACAAUAUCUCAAGGACCACCUCUUCCCAUAUGAACCAACCCCAGACCCUGUAAUCAUCAGCCGAGGCCCUUCGUCAUGAGGGGCAGAGGGUGGCAACACAAUAACAGCCUUUUCUGUGGUGGCUCCCCAUUUGUGGAAUUCUCUCCUCAGGGAAGCUCGCCAGAUACCAUUACAUUCCUCUUCUCCCCGGCCUUUUCUGAUUACAACCUAUGGCUUACUACGCUGUAGAGGGGUGCGUGUUUUGUUUGUUAUUAUGUUAUGUAUGUUUGUGUUUUUAUACUGCAAGCCACCCUGUGAUCUUCAGAUGGAGGGCAGUAUAUAAAUUUAAUCCAUCAAUAAAAUAAUAAAAUAAAGUGGAAGGACAGUCAUUGGAACAAUGAGUCAGAGAACGGUCAGAGAAGGCAGAUGAUGCACUUCUACUGAUGAUGCCAAGACCUUGUUAUAUAUUGCUGGGAAGGGAGAAAACAUGGCAGGCUUAGAUGAGGCACCUGCCAAGAAUCUAAACAAAAACUUGAUUGCUCCUCUGCAAAAUGAACAGAAACAGAUAGGCCAAUCUGGACUCCACACAGAUGCAACUAAGUCUACUGCCACCUAGUGACUAUAUGGUGAUACCGUCUUCAUGGGAGAUCACAGGAGAACUAGCGACACCAAGUUUUUUGAACAAAGGCAGAGAUUAAAGGUAAAGGGACCCCUGACCAUUAGGUCCAGUUGUGGCUGACUCUGGGGUUGCGGUGCUCAUCUCGCUUUAUUGGCCGAGGGAGCCAGCGUACAGCUUCCGGGUCAUGUGGCCAACAUGACUAAGCCGCUUCUGGCGAACCAGAGCAGCGCACAGAAAUGCCGUUUACCUUCCUGCCGGAGCGGUUCCUAUUUAUCUACUUGCACUUUGACGUGCUUUCAAACUGCUAGGUUGGCAGGAGCAGGGACUGAGUGACAGGAGCUCACCCCGUCACGGGGAUUCGAACCGCCGACCUUCUGAUCAGGCAGAGAUACAUGUGCAUUAAAUAACUGAAACAAUGACAAGCUUUCAUUGGUGCAAUCCAGUAAUCCUUGGGGUGGUAUCUCAGGGGGCUGGAGUACCCUGUAGACCCCUCACUCUUUGCAGCCAGGUAGGGACACUUUAUUUAUUAUACGUUAUUUAUUUAAAGCAUUCUUACCCUGCUCUGGAGCCAUAAGCUCCCAGAGCAGGUUAGGAGCAAAGACAGGAGUGCUGACUUGGAAACGUCAUCGAGAAGGCAGUCUGUACCCUCAGCUUGACAAUCCAAAAGGCGCAAGAGGAAAGGGGACUGGGAGGGAGGAGGAAGGGAGGAAGCUCAGGCACUCUUUCUUAGUUCUAGAGUUCUUGUAAUGACCGCUUGGGGUGGAAAUAUUUCAAAGGUGCCAAAUUCUGCUGGCCUUUGAGGAAAGGCCCUGCAGUCUUGCCCAUGUAGUUGCCCUUUAACUAGAGAUGCCAAGAAUUGCACCUGGGAAUAGAUGACCAUCGUGUGUCUCUUCCAACUCUACAAUUCAGUGAUUCUGCAUGCAGUGAACCGUAUUUUUCACUCUAUAAGUCGCACCAGACCAUAAGACGCACCUAGUUUUUGGAGGAGAUAAACAAGAAAAAAAAUAUUCUGAAUCUCAGAAGCCAGAACAGCAAGAGGGAAAGCAGCAAUCCCUCUUGCUGUUCUGGCUUCUGGGAUAGCUGCACAGCCUGCAUUCGCUCCAUAAGAUGCACACACAUUUCCCCUUUUUAGGAGGGAAAAAGUGAGUCUUAUAGAGCAAAAAAUACGGUAUUUGCUGUGACACUGGACUCCAGCCACUGCUUGGUCGUGCCAGUCUUUGGUGCUUGAUGGAGUUUUUCUUUUCUUUUCAAACGGCGGAAAUAAAAAAGGAAAGAAAGAAAGAGAGAGGGGGGAAAACAGCAGAGAAGUUAAAAUACAUGGUGUGUUUCUGUUUCUUUCAGAUGCAAUCUUCCACCUCUCACCAGUGAAUACAGCAAGGACGUUGGGUCCAAAACUCAGCUGGUAACUGCAAAUCCCAGCAUAAUUAAGAAAAGGUAGGAAACAGAUUGUUUGUUUCUUCUGAAAGGAACUGGCACGCCGAGCAAAGGGUGCUGGUGGGGAGAGAGUUGGCGUUUACGGUCACGGUGUUGGCAGUAGAAUAAUUGUAUUCCUCUGCAGGCAGCGCUGGAAGAGCUCGGCAGACUGAAGGCGAGAGCCAUUUCUCAUCUGAUGAGUUAAUAAAUCUUAGCACGGCUGUGCCACACUCCAGCAAACAUUAAAUUGCUUUGCAGCAAAGUGUCUCAAAAAGUAGGCGGGCAUGUUUAUGGCACAAGGACAGAAUGGUUAGGGUAGCAUAUACAUUGCUGGAUAUCAAGGGUGCAUCAGGUGCAAGACAAAUGAGUACCCGUAUCUUAAUUCCCCUAGAAUCUCAGCUAGGGUUGGGUGGUAUGUGGUUUUCAACAUCAUGAUAUAUCACCAUCCAAACAUUGUGAUAUACCGAUAUAUCACAAUAUCUGAAAUAAGGAUGGAGCUAUGUUAGAUGGCUGGCUUCAUGGUUUUUCUUGCCUUGGGAUUUUUGCCAGUGCCUGUUCUAAUCCGUUUCCCUCUGCUGGGGGCAGGGGAGAGCUGAGUUGGCAGAGUUAACAGGGACUGCAGGAAUCGAGAGAAGCAUUAGCUGGAUUCACGGUUUUCCCCAUAUUGUGAUUUCUGCAUUGCACACACACGGAAACACGCAUCAUGAUUCACAAUAUAUUGCCAGGUUAGAAAUUAUGAAACCGGUAUCAUGAUACGGACUUCAAACCAGUUUUGGACAAUAUACAGUGGUACCUCGGGUUACAUACGCUUCAGGUUACAGACGCUUCAGGUUACAGACUCCGCUAACCCAGAAAUAGUACCUCGGGUUAAGAACUUUGCUUCCGGAUGAGAACAGAAAUCGUGUGGCAGCAGUGUGGCGGCAGAGGGAUGCCCCAUUAGCUAAAGUGGUGCUUCAGGUUAAGAACAGUUUCAGAUUAAGAACAGACCUCCAGAACAAAUUAAGUUCUUAACCCGAGGUACCACUGUAUCAAUAUAUUGCCCAGCCCUAGUCUCAGCUUUUUUAAAAAUAUGAUUUUCAAACAAGUUUCUAGACCUUAUGGCUUCAAAUAUAUGUUUGACGGCAAAUUGAAAUUUCAUAAGUCAUAGGGUGGCUUAAUAAGUUGUCCAUGAAUUUGGGUUAGAGCUCAGUUCUCUGCAGAGAUCUAUGCUCCUCCCAAGCCAGAACGAAUUAUUCCUUAUUUCUUAUUAGGAAGAAUAAUAAUAAUUACCUGGCGAGAACGUAGCAGGCGAUUCAGCACAGCUUUAAAUUCUGUGACAUUAAAGAAGCGCAGCCCUUGUCCGGAAGAAGGCAUGAAAUGGAUUCUCCACUCCUCUCCUUAAAUAAAUACUUAGUAAUGUUGAGAAGGAACGGAUGACCAUAGAGCAGGAAGAAGACAGAUUAUUGCAGGCGUUAAGAAAGAUGUUCCAGUUACUUACAUUAAGAAUAACGGUGUGUCUUUAAGCCUCUUCUUUGCUGAAUGUCCAUAAACCCAUGAAAAACGUAUUUCUUUCAACUAAGUUUGGAUAAGAUCUUAUUUCCUCUUCGGUAUAACUGUUUGUCGUUUAACAACAAUUAAUAAUACUUUGCUGAAUCUGAUCCGGAGGAAAAAACAUUGUCUGUUAUUUGCUGGUUGAAACACUCAUGCCAAACACACUUAUUUAAUUUGAUGAAUGAUAGCUUGGCUCAAUUUAAUCUCUUUGCAGUAUUUGGUUUCAGUUAAUCUCUGUGCCGUAUCUCUCAGGCUCAUCUUCAAACGAUAGUUUAAUUAAGCAGUUGGUGGGUGUUCUCAAUUAAUAAACAAAUAUUAUAUCCUUGACCCUUGAUGUUGAUGCUAGACUUCGAACAAGGGAUUGUGGUUCCAUCAGACAUUAUUUUUUCCUUAUGCUGUUCAUUUCAAGGCUUGAGAUUAUACUCAUUUGAGCAUAUCUACAUGAAGCCGCUAGGAGAGAUCAUCAGGGGGUUUGGACUGGGUGUCCAUCAAUAUGCAGAUGAUACCCAGCUCUGCCUCUCUUUCAAAUCAGAACCAGUGAAGGCGGUGAAGGUCCUGUGUGAGUGCCUGGAGGCAGUUGGAGGAUGGAUGGCGGCUAAUGGAUUGAGGUUGAAUCCUGACAAGACAGAAGUACUGUUCUUGGGGGACAGGGGGCAGGCUGGUGUGGAGGACUUCCUGGUCCUGAAUGGGGUAACUGUGCCCCUGAAGGACCAGGUGUGAUGCCAGGGAGUCAUUUUGGACUCACAGCUGUCCAUGGAGGCGCAGGUCAAUUCUGUAUCCAGGGCUCCCUCUGACCACUCAUCAUCACCCUACCACCAAUCCCCUGGCUCUGAACCUUCUUCCCCUGGGUGUUCCCAAGGGGUUCCCCAGCAGCUGCCUCCAGCCACUCCUCUACAUGCAGCCAGUCCAUAGCAUUGAGGGUGGUGAGACAGUGCCCCAUUUGUCCUAAUGGAUCAUCUGCCAUUGUCCUGGCCUCUGCCUUUGGCCAAGGGGGAUGAUAUUCUUGAGAUAUUUUGUUGCCAUUUUAUUUAUUUGUGGACUACUUUAGGAUUUCAUUUUGAAACACAAAGUGGUGUCUAAGCUGUGGGUUGUAUUCAACCCAUUACAAUUAAUGGUCCUCAGUUAACCAUACUUUUAGUUCCAACGAAUCUGAGUAGAAAUUAGUUGACUACAACUAGGUAGUUUGACGCAACCCUGGUCUGUUAAUUCAUAAAUUUAAAGGAAGAGAUGGGCUUGUUUCCAGGUUCCCCCUCAUAUUCGUCUCACACAUUUCCUUUCUUUGACAGCCUGGAGCUGAGAAAACAGCCUCCCAACCAAAACCCACUUCCUUCCUCUUCUCCCCCUCCUUGCAUUUUUCAUUUCCAAAUUUCAGAUUGCAAACUGGAAGAGAGAGGGAAAGAGAUGAAAACUGAAUAACUUGCAGCAAGCAAGCUGGAGAUUUAUUUACUUCCCAACAUAAUUUUGCUUCUUCCUUCUUAUAUUUAGCAGCAGCUAAAUCUACUUGUCACCUGACCCCCUGACCCCCUAGUAUAUUUUCCCAUCUGGUGAUGAUUCAUCUGUGCUGCAGUUACCAUGUUUUGGAGCUGAAGGCAGAUAAGGCACAUCAGCACGUAAUAACAUUUCCCAGCAUUCAAUAAAGGGGACUGCUUGCCCUAAGGGACUGUAAAGCCUUGGGAGAAGGCGAAACUAUGGCCGAAUCCAUUGGAACAGUAGUUCCCAAUUAGGGGUCCAAGGAAUGUACCUGUGGGGUCCGUGGCCCCAUCCCUUGCCUCUCCCCAACCAAAUGUUCGUCAUUUUUGCAUCACAAAUUUUAGGGACUGUUCUAGCGCUGUGCUGUUUUUCAAUUUAUCGAUCCAAAUCACACCGCAAUAACAAUUUGACUUGGCAAUACGCGGCAAUAUAUCGCUCCUCACAUGAGGGAGAGCGGGGCAGCCAAUUUCAAGGCACCACCCCCACCCUCCUGAUCUCCAUGACUGCUCCUUCCCACAUCCCCACGCCUGAUUUCCAAUUUCGGACAUUGUGAUAUAUUGGACUAGCUGUGGUGUCCAGAUUUUUUUCAAAGAGGGCCAGAUUUGAUGAAGUAAAGGGCCGUGAGGGCCAACCAUAGGGCCAAACAAAGUUGUUGACCUUUUUUUAGGGUUGAAAUAAAUUGCCACAGGGGCCGGAUUAAACUGACCGAUGGGUUGGAUUAGGCCCCCGAAACUGACUUUGGACAUGCCUGUUUGUGAUGUUUAAUUGCUGAUAUAUCGCGAUGUUGAAAACCAGAUAUCGCUCGGCCCUAGUCUGGGAUUUUUUUUAGUAUACCUAAAAUCCUUUGCUUAUUCGGGGCCACCCCAAUUUUGUUUUUAAAAAAAUGCUUUGCAGAGGUAACUACCAUAGAGAAAUCAACGUUUUCAAAAGUAGGGAGUCCGUGGCUUAGCUUUUGAAAAAUAGGGGGUCCUCAGUAAUUAGCUAAUUGGGAGCCACCACAUUGGAGUGAAAUGGCACUUAGGCAUUCUGUUGUGGCAACCCUAACCCAGGAUUAAGGUGCCAUUUGGCAAUUAGCUUAUAUAUCUGAGUUUCUAACACUGUGACCCAUUGAGUUUGGACCUUCGAAAUAAUUUCAUGUCCAAUAUAUAUUUUUUUCUUCAGUUAACCUAGCAUCCAGUCAUGUGGCAGCUCUCCUAAAGCAAAGGGAGCCAAGUUGUGGGCCUUUGCUCUUAUAAUUUCUGACCAGGGGCCAUGCUUCCUGGGGCUGUAGGAAGUUGCCGUCCACAACAUUUGAAGGACAUCAUGUUGGCUCCCCCAUUAUAAAUCAUUUUUUGGUGCCUCACCCUCCAUUUCGUAGAUCCUCCCGGGGAUGGCCAUCUUAUUUGUAAAGUCUCCACACGUAUUCUGGAUGACUAAGACGCAAGCCAGCUGCUCCGUCGAGUUAAGCUACCAGAGUGCAAGACAUAGAAAACACGUUAGUGCAUUUGUCCCUGCUUUAUUUAAUUAGCAGAGGAUAAUUUUAGACUGCCUGUACUUUUGACUGCUCGGAGGGCUAGUUGCUUGCUGUGAUUUUCAGCUGGUGGUCGAAUUUUGAGCACGGUAUUUGAUCUCACCUGUCUGCCCUGUUCAAGGGCAGAACAUCUCAAAUCUUUUAUCUUGCUAAGGUAUAAGCACUGAGGUCCUAACUCCAUGCAGUCUCCCCAGUUCCCCGUUUGACUCAAAAACUGGUGCCAAUGUGGAGCAUUUGGGGGGAUGUUGAGGAAGGAGAGGAAGGAUCAGAUCAUUGCUAAAAACCAAGCUUUUGGUUAGCCGUUGUUGCUUUCUCUCUGUGUACGUCCUUUAACAUAUCACUUUUAGAAAAUUUUGCAAGUGCUAUGUCCAAAAUUAAUACUGUGACAAGAUGACCUGUGUGGCUUCUCGGUCACCUGCCCCAGUGCUAACUCUUGAUGGGCAGUUCUAUUUAAAUAGGAUGAACUGGACAGUCCUUCAAACAGAGGAUUUCUAACGUAGGACAAAUGACCCUAUUCAUUCUCCCCAUCCCCAUGUUUAUAUUUCCUCAAGAUGCUAAGAGAUCUAAGCAUUGAAAUAGCCAGACCAUUCAGUCUGUGAGGUUAUGUCAGGCAUGUCCAACUGGUCGUUUGCGGGUGUGCAGCUGGCCAUUCGCGGGAAGAUUGUUUUCCCCCCCAACAAACAAAAAAUAACUGUGGUCACUCCCUCCUAAAAAAGCUCAACUUUGGACACUGUCUCCCCAAAAAGCUUGACAACUCUUGGCAAUAACAUUGGUUAUAUCACUGCCAUUUUUAAAUACUAGGAGUAGAUCGCAGUCGCUUGGGAGCUGGACAUGACUGGGUUAUCCAGUAUAUCUGAAGGAGUGUCUCCACCCCCAUCGUUCUACCCGGACACUGAGGUCCAGCGCUGAGGGCCUUCUGGUGGUUCCCUCACUGCGAGAAGCCAAGUUACAGGGAACCAGGCAGAGGGCCUUCUUGGUAGUGGCGCCCGCCCUGUGGAAUGCCCUCCCACCAGAUGUCAAAGAGAACAACAACUACCAGAUUUUUAGAAGACAUCUGACGUCAGCCCUAUUUAGGGAAGCUUUUAAUGUUAAUGGAUUACUGUAUUUUAGUAUUUUGUUGGAAGCUGCCCAGAGUGGCUGGGGAAGCCCAGCCAGAUGGGCGGGGUGUAAAUAAUAAUAAUAAUAAUAAUAAUAAUAAUAAUAAUAAUAAUAAACAAACAAACAACCAACCAACAACAACAACAACAACAACAACAACAACAACAACAACAAGACUCAUUUAAUGAUCCCCUUGAGAGUGAGGCAUUGAGCAGACAGGUAGGAAAAAUUAGUUUUGAGGCAGACACUUCCAAGGGCAACCUCAACUUUAUUCUUAUCGUCUGUUGAGAACAAAUCUUUAGGAACAGUAGACAGAAAAUUAGGGGUUUGUUUCUACUCCUCAUCCCCUGGUCAACACAGAAAUAAAACUGCAUUAUGGCCAUACAACCCAAACAAAGAUGUGCCUGUAUACCUUGUUGUCUCCAUUCUUUUGAACUGCUUCUUCUGAAUUCAUCGUAGACAAAAAUGGAGGGGUUUUUGUGCACCUUGUGCCAAGCUGAAGCAAUAUUGAAUCAGUCUUAGGAAAUCACGUUAACAGUUGCAGGUUUACCCUCCCACCCACAGUAAGAAUACACACACACACAGAGAGAGAGACAUUAGCAAAUUGAAUACACUAAGCAACACAGCAACACGGACUGAUUUUGACAAUAACCAUUUGUGUCACUUCAGGGCUGAUUAGAUUUUCUGGUAAUUUUGGGAGAUAUAGGAAAGGAGGACUACGGUCUUUGGCCAGAUUGCAAGCAGAUUUCGAGUGGGCUAAGUUGAUGGAUUUGCCUAUUAGAAAGGGAAGGGAGAAAUUGCCUUCGUGUCUGGAAUCUUGAACAGGGAAUGCAUCACACUGCAACAUGGUUGUUGUGUGUCCCACUUGCUGCUGUUGUUCAGUUUUUCAGCCAAGGUUGGCUCUCAAGGAGGUUUUCCAAAAGGCAAUAUAAUCAGGGAUGUGGGGAGGUGUUGAUGGCAGCCCCCUCAGUAGUCAAUGUAAUUCAGAUUCCAGCAACUGGAAGAGAGUUGGAUGAAACUGUAAAUUUUGGUCUUCUCAGUUUGUCAUUUUUCCGCAUUUCUGCAGCAGUUUGCAGUUCUUGAAAAUGCACCAGCAUUCUAGUGUGAAUUUCUCUUAAUAAACAACUUUGGGCUAAUAUACGCUUUUUGGAAACAGAUUUUCCCCUGAGAUAACAUAUUCUAGCAUUGUUUUAUUUUAUUAACCUUGAAAAGGUUAAUUGAGACACAGCGAUUUAUUGGAUUGAGAUUUGUUUGCAAUAAAGAUCAGCGUUCUUCGUCGUAUCCUGUUCUGAAAACACAAGGCCCCAUCCUCCGCAAACUCCAGCCAGAAGCUUCACCUUUUAGAUGUACUGCUAAUUAAUCUCCAAUGUUUGCUAGCAAAUGCAAAGUGAGAUAUUCUCUCUCUGAAGAAUCAGCCUUAAUUAGCUUAACCGCACUGUUUUGCGAGGCCAUUUGAAUAAUGACGGGCGCUGAGCACACGAUCCAUCCUUCAAUUCAUAGAUGAAAAGGAAUGUGGGAAAGAAUGCUGAUUAAGGGAAGUCUGCGCAUUUUGGUUCUCACAUCCUUGGGGAAUCAAUGGGCCGGUUGACACAUUGCCAGGUCCAAGAAAGAACACAACAGCUUCAUAGGUCAGAUAUGGAACAUGUGGUUUACAAGGAGAAGGUCAGUUUGCAUCGCCAGUUCAAAGAGGAGUCAGGUAGUAGGUGGGGUGGAAGGACCUUGGAUAGCUCCUGCCAGCCAAUACUGAGCAAAAUGGACCUCACAUAUACACUAAGUAAAAGACUAUAAGUUUUACCACUCAUCUCCCCUUUUUCUUCUUCCCCAGUUUUAUUUUGUAUAUCGGGUCCUCCCUUAAAGAGGGCACGUUUUGCGGUGAGACCUGGCAACCAAACCCUGUGUUGUGGGUGGGUUUGAUUGGAUAGCCACAACACCCGAUUGGUAGGUCCCUUGAUGCAGGGUUCAGUCAGGUCAAUGGGACACAGGCUAAACAGAUCAAGGGACCUAUAUAUACCUAUACACAUGACCCAGACCUUCCUCUUUCAGUGUGUGCAUCGGAACACCCGCCCACCUCUCCCUAUUUUUAGGGCUUGUGCGCUUGACCUUGCUUUGCCGUCAUGUGUCAUCUGUCAUUGGGACAGGGGCACGGCAAGAAUUUUCCCCACUCGGCUGAUUGGCUGGUGCCAUUUGGGUUUCGCCUGCCGCGUAGCAAACCGUCACAACUUGUAAGGUUGAGGAUAGGCUCUGGUUCAGGUGAUAGGGAUGGGAGAACGCUGUCGUCAUCCCUAUGUGAAGGGUAUUCCGUUAAAGGAAUCCAGGGACUCAAUGGUUUGGUCAGCCCUGUGAGGGGGUUGUGCCCAUGCCUGAGUCCAGGGGGACAUUUUGGUGGUGGAGUUAGCCGGUUCCCGGCUUUCCGCCUAUCCGGGUGUUCACCCUAGGCUGACCUAUGCUGGUGCCCUGGGCCAGCGCUACCUGCAAGGGUGCAGGGAGCUAGUCGAACCAGAGCCUAUGCAACCACUCACUUGCUGUAAUCAAUAAAGUUGUGGCCUAAAUUCUGCCAAAAACCAAACCAAAAUUUGAGUCUUGUCUGUAUUUAAGGGGGAGGUUUAAAGGUCUGAACAUGCAAACGGCACUCUUUCACAUCAAAUGUAACUGAUCCAUAGAAAAAAAACUCUAUAACCUGAAAAACAAACAAUGCACGUACUUUUGUAAACUAAGAAAAAUCUUUAAUAAAAAUAAUAUUAAAAGAUAAUAAUAAUACUGAGCUAGAUGGGACAAGAUAGCUUUAGUGCAAAAUGGCUGAAUUAGAACUGAUCAAGAAAUUAUAUUACGUUGGUUUAGGCCUGAAUCAAGAUAACGGUGGUGUUGAGGGUGUUGGAGCAAGCAUUGGUCAGAGAUUGUUUUCACUGGCGAGGUCUGAGAUUGAAGCUUGGUCCUUCUGUAUGUUUCUGUGCAUGCCUGGAAGCUUUGAGUUAGGUCCCUGUCUAGGAAGAAGUAUGGAAAUCUGCCAUGGCUGGGAUUUGGUCUGGAAACAAAUGGGUUGGAAUGAUUCUAAACCAAGCCUAGGCUGACCCACUGCAGUCUGGCAGGUUCCUAUCUGCUCUGAAAAUAGCACAGAAGUCAAGGCUGAUUAUAGUGUGGGGACUUCUCUAGGCCUUGCUACAUAUACUUAGAGACUCUGUUAUAGUGACACGUGGGUUCCUUGAUAGCUCUGGAGGCCUUGGAGCAGAUGCAAACAUGCCUAACAUCCCUGAGAAGGAAACGUGUAGUGUGGACUCUGGGAUAUAUGCGCUUCAUACAUGUGAACAUGCCUUAUACUAAGCCAGACCACUAAACCAUGGCCAGUGUUGUCUACUAUUCUGACUGGAAGUGGCUCCAAAAAGAGCUGAGUCAAAAUUAUUUCGUAGGUAAUAAUAAUAAUAAUAAUAAUAAUAAUAAUAAUUUUAUUUAUUUAUUUAUUUAUUUAUUUAUUUAUACCCCACCCAUCUGGCUGGGUUUCCCCAGCCACUCUGGGCGGCUUCCAACAGAACACUAAAAUACAAUAACCUAUUAAACAUUAAAAGCUUCCCUAAACAGGGCUGCCUUCAGAUGUCUUCUAAAAGUUUGGUAGUUAUUUUGCUCUUUGACAUCUGGUGGGAGAGCGUUCCACAGGGUGGGUGCCACUACUGAGAAGGCCCUCUGCCUGGUUCCCUGUAACUUGGCUUCUCGCAGCGAGGGAACCGCCAGAAGGCCCUCGGCGCUGGACCUCAGUGUCCGGGCAGAACAAUGGAGGUUGUUUUUUCCCCCUCUUGAGAAAAUGUCACUGGUGGAAUCCAGCGGAUGGGUUCCUCCAAGUUCUACGUCCACAAACUGAGUGCGUUUCCAAGCACAAUUCAAAGUAUUGGUGCUGACCUAAAGCCCUAAACAGCCUUUGUCCAGCAUAUCUGAAGGAGCGUCUCCACCCGCAUUGUUCAGCCCAGACACUGAGAUCCAGCUCCGAGGGCUUUCUGGUGGUUCCCUCACUGUGAGAAGUGAAGUUACAGGGAACCGGGCAGACGGUCUUCUCAGUAGUGGCGCCCGCCUUGUGGAAUGCCGUCCCAUCAGAUAUCAAGGAAAUAAACACUUGCCUGACCUCUAGAAGACAUCUGAAGGCAGCCCUUGUUUUUAUAUCUGUUGGAAGCUGCCCAGAGUGGCUGGGGCAACCCAGUCAGAUGGGCAGGGUACUAUUAUUAUUAUUAUUAUUAUUAUUAUACAAGCUGGAGAAUUUCAAGAGGCACAGCUACUGUUUCAGAUAACCACCUUCCCCAGCCCUUUUAGGAGAACCUUAAGAUUGGGACUUUAUAUGUACAAAUGCAAGUGCAUUACCACUAAGCUAUGACCCCUGUUCCCAGUUUUUUGUGUGCAAGGAAGAUCAUAGCAUUUCAACCCAUGCCUUAUAUUGAAUCAAACCAUUGGUCCAUCCAUCUAGCCCAGUAUUGUCCACUGUGGUUUGCCACUGCCUGGAACUCAUGAAAGAGGCCACUCCCCCCCUAAGAUUUUUGUUCCAACUGUAGAUGCAGGGGACCAAAGACCAGAGACUUGGUGCAAGCAAAAGGGUUAGCAUUCUGCCACUUGGUCUAUCCACCACCCACACCGCCCAAUUUCUAAUAGCUCCUCUUUCUUUAAAAUUUUUCAGGGAAAUGUGUUCAUUUCGGAAUUUCCGAUUCGGCGCCUCCACUGCAGCGCUGCGAUAGAUUGUUAUUUUGCGUGCACGAUAAUUACUAUUUCCACUGGUGCUGACAAGCCUUCCCUAUGAAUAAAAUUAUGCAUCUCAGCAGGAGCUGCAUUUCAAAUCAAUAGCAGUGAUGAAACACGUACAGUUUGUUCCACCUGAAAACAUGCCAGCCCACCUGCAUAAAUUGAGCGCUUUGUAAUCUGCUGGAUACAUGGGUGGGUUUUUCGAAAGGGCAGCGCAGGGCUGUUGAUGAAUAAACCUUUUUGUCCACAUCUUGCAGGAAAGGCCCUUACUGAGACCAUGACUCCUUGUGAGAGAAGGGGCUGAUUCUUGAGAUCUACGGAGGGCAAUCCAAGGCCCUCCAGGGAUUAGGAAUCUCAUGCUUAUCAACUGAGCUAUCCUUUCAUUGGAUUCUGCUGCUUGGCAGGUUUCAUGGAAGCAGAAAUAGGAGAGUUUAGGCAGGGCAGAGCUACCUGCCCCAGCACCCGUGGCGGCGUGGGGGUGGGGCUAGCCGCCCACACAGCGAGCGUGGGGGGGCGCCAUUAGCUGCCCGCACGGUGAGUGUCCCUAGCUGCCUGCCGUCUGCCCGCAGAGCGUCAGGAAGGGCGCUGCUAGCUGCCCAUGAGACGAGUGCUGGGGGGCGCCACUAUCCACCUGCCGCAGCAUUGUCCCUAGCCGCCUGCCACCUGCGCGGUGAGCGUCCGGGGGUGCUGCCUGCGCAGCAAGUGGGGGUGGGGGGGGCACAGGCAUGUCACCUGCCCUCACGGUUGACACCCGGCGCGCACCGCACCUGCCUUCCUCCGCCAGUGAGUUUAGGAAGGCUGAUUUUGACCUUUGUUGCCCAGAAGUGGAAGAAGAAGAAGAGUUUGGAUUUGAUAUACCGCUUUAUCACUACCCUAAGGAGUCUCAAAGUGGCUAACAUUCUCCUUUCCCUUCCUCCCCCACAACAAACACUCUGUGAGGUGAGUGGGGCUGAGAGACUUCAGAGAAGUGUGACUGGCCCAAGGUCACCCAGCAGCUGCAUGUGGAGGAGCGGGGACGCGAACCUGGUUCCCCAGAUUACGAGUCUACCGCUCUUAACCACUACGCCACACUGGCUCUCGUGCCUAAAUGGAUUAGGCAACAGACCACCAGCAUCCACCUCUGAACUGCACUGAAUGGGAGAGAAUGCUUAAGAAAGGGACGCUGAAAUUUGCGUCAUGGGGCCCUGCUUUCACAUUGUUCAUAUUUAUUUAUCGAUUGCAGUUACAUCCCACAUUUUCUCGAAGGAGCUCAAGGUGACGUACAUAGUUCUCUUGCACCCCAUUUUAUCCUCACAACAACCCUGUGAUGUAGGCUAGGCUGAGAGGCAGUGACUGACUGAAGGUCAUCCUUGUGAGCUUCAUGGCCGAGUGGAAGACUUGAACCCUGGUCUCCCAGGUCCUAGUCCGAUGCGCUAACCAUGCCAGCCAUCCCCCAGACGCAUGUUUUGGUUUGGGAGCUGCAUCACAAAAUUCUGAGAAGUGCAAAUUUUUGAAGGGCAGCGGAAUUUCAGCUCACGUCUUGUUUUUGGAAGCAGAAAUUAGGAAGGUUUGCAUUAAGCUGCGACCCAAAAUAGAUUUCUUCCCCCAUCUUCACUACUCAUGGCUUAACUUGUAGGCAUGAAUUGUGCUGAGGUAACCCAAGGUUUGUUCAAGUGAAAUUACCACGUAGAAACAAAGCUGACUUCAGUCAGUAAUCACACAGCUCAAAGAUGGAGUUAACUCUUUAUUAGCAAAAACAUGAGCUCUACAGAAUUGGUUGAGUGUCAGGUCCAGGGCAACUCAUUCCUGGCGGUCUUCCUCCAUGAAAACCAGUUGUUGGGGCUGAAACUCCCAGCCUCCCCACCAGGGCUUUCCCCAAGCAAUCAGAGACUGUGCCUGUGUGCAGCCAACCUCUCCUCUGUCCCUUUCAUGCCUCUUCUUGUUCUGGGAGCAGGGAGGGGAGCUUGUUGCAGCAGGAGGGGGCAACACCUGUGACUCUUCAUCUGCCUGUCUCAUCUCUUCCUCUUGGGCUCCCACAUCCCACAUCCCACUCUCCUGCUUCAGCUUCUGCCUCUGAUUCUGGAUUUCUCUCUGCCACAGACUCUUGUAGCUCACUAUGUUUUGCUACCUCUUCAGCUUCUGACACCUCCUCUUCCCCGUCCUCUCCCUCUUCUCCCUCUGCCCACUGUUUGCGUGUCAAGGUCCCCAGGGCCACCCCAAUAACUCACACAUCACACAGAAUUUUUUGUUUAAGAUUUUUGGCAUAAUUUGGCCACAACUUUAUUAAAAUACAAAUUUGUGAGUGGUUGCUUAGGCAUUGGUUGCGACUAUCUGCCCCCACCAUGGGGGACAGACUGACAUUCCGCACGAUGCGAAAGUCAGAAUAGGGGAAUACACUUGGGGGUAGCGACGGAUCAGGGAACCUGCCCUCACCCCAAAUGCAACCAGGAGCUCAUUGCUAUGGCCUGAGUCCCCUUGACAGAGUGGACAAGCAAUAGUUAGCCCCCAAUUCCUUUAAUGGAAUCCCUUGCAGCAGCAGCAUUAGAGGGGCAGGCACAGCCAAUCCAUGCCCCUCAACCAACCAAACCAUAAACCAAUGCCUAACCGCAACCUUACAAGUUGUGAUGAUUUGCUACGCAGUAGGCAAAAACCAAAUGACUCCAGCCAGUCAGCCAGAUGGACAAAAUUCCUACCGGGCCCCUGCCCCAAGAGCAGAGGACCCCAUGACAGGCAUAGCAAGGUCAAAGCGAACAACCCUAAUUCUAGGGAGGGGGGGGACGGGCAAUCCGAUGCACGGGCGAAAAGAGGAAGCCCUAGCCUUGUGCAAGGAGUUUUAGCAUUUCUGGCUGUCAAUCAACAAAUGGCAACAUUAACUUCUUCCCAACAACAAGGGAAGCCCAAUCGCAUCAGUGGCCAACGAUCAAUUAGCCCUCCCCCAAUUUUGGAGUGUCCUGGCGGCCCCCACCGCAACACGUGCUCUCCAUGAAGGAGAACACGCUUUGUCAUCCCACCACCAAUCCCCUGGCUCUGAGACCUCUUCCCUUGGAGUUUCCCCAGCUGAUUCCUCCCACCAUUCCCCUGCUUCCAACCAGUCCAUGACAGCUGCCUUAUAUUGAUUCAGAUCAUUGAUCCACCUAGCUCAGUACUGCCUACUGGCAGUGGCCCUCCAGAAUGUCAGGCAGAGGUCUCUCCUAUCCCUACUUAGGGAUGCCAGGGAUCAAACCGGGGACCUUCCCCAGGCAAGGCAGGUGCCCUAGCACUGAGCCACAAAGCUUGUGUGGCUUUAAACCUGUCCCUGAGUUGACCCUCUUGGGUUCUGAAAUUCAGAGAGAGGUAAAGAGCCGGCUGAUGCAAUGCUUAUUAUAAGCUUCCUGGAGCUGCUCUCUCCUCCUCUCUUCUUCCACAUAAUAACAGUAAUCAAACACAGCUUAGCUCAUCAAGACAAAUUCCGCCAUUGCUCACAGGAGAUGCAGAGUUUCUGUAAUGACUCCUAUCACCAGCAAACUGAUCCAAAUGAUUAACGACGGAGUCAUAGCAGGGUUUCCAUUCAAAAGGAAGGAUUUCCAGGAAUUUUGUUUUUUCUAAGAGCAAAAGGGGAGACUUUAGAGGUAUUGAAUACCACGCAGGAUCCUAGGCGUUGCACCGUGGCAUUGAAACAGACAGGGGGAAUAUCUGCAAACAGGAAUGUUUACCUCUUCCCCGGGGAGCCUUUCCCCCCUGCAAAUGUGUUGUUGAUAUUGCAAGCAGGUUGUUGGCAACAGCCUUCCCCCCCCCUAUUUUAUUACUUAUUUACUAAAUUUAUAUAGGGUCGUAGAAUUCUAGAGGAGUAGUGAGAGGCACCAACUGAGGAACCCCCAUGGGACGAAGGCUCAGAGCCCAGGGAGUGGUGGUGGGACAAUGAUGAGUGGUCAGAAGGAGAAGACUAGGACAAGGUCUAGAUGAUGUCAGCGCAUUAGAACAAUAUUCGGAAUGCUUUCAUUUAAAAACAGAACGAAAGUAAUAAUGACAAUAGCAAACAAAACAAAUAUACACAAUCUUGCAUUAAAAAGGAAAAGUGAGUUAUUGUAACUUGGAAGUGAUCAACAACAACAUGAUUUCUUAUUUUUUUUAAACUAAAUUAUUUAAUGAUACAGUGGUAUCAUUAAAUAAUGAUAAGGUUAAGUACUUAAUUCGUUCCGGAGGUCUGUACUUAACCUGAAACUGUUCUUAACCUGAAGCGCCACUUUAGCUAAUGGGGCCUCCUGCUGCCGCCGCGCCGCUGGAGCACGAUUUCUGUUCUUAUCCUGAAGCAAAAUUCUUAACCUGAAGCACUAUUUCUGGGUUAGCAGAGUGUGUAACUUGAAGCGUAUGUAACCUGAAGCAUGUGUAACCCGAGGUACCACUGUAUUACAAUUAUAAAAUAGAUAAUGAUACAUUAAUCAACAUUUUAUUAACCUGCAUUACUUUAAGCACUUAUUAAACAUAACCACCAAUCAGAAGCGGAAGCAGGAGAGGAGGGGGACAAGAGGCAGCGAUGAUGAAGAAGCCAGGGGGUCUCCCCCUCCUGCUGCAACAAGCUCCCCUCCCUGCCAGUCUUCUCCCUCUGACCAUCCAUUGUCAUCCCACCACCUCUCCCCGAGCUAUGAGCCUUUCCCCCUUGGGGGUUCCCUAGAUAGGAACGCACCAUUCCUGUGCGUGCAGCCAGUCCCAUGAAACCAACAGAGAUUGCUGUGGCAUCAAAACCUUCCUCCUCCAUUGGCAUGGUACGGAUCCAGGCACCCUCUGUGCCCCCUCUGCUUGUUGAUGUUUUUAAAGGCAAGGCUAAAGAUGUGGAUCAUGUCAGAAGUCGUUUUGCCCUUAUUGUGGACGCAGCAUUUCUCAGGGGGUAUUUAAAGGGGAAAGGGGUUAAUGUUGAUGAUGCAAUAGUCAAGUUGCCUGCAUGUAUUUUGGAGCUGUUUGCUGGUGCAAAUGCACUGGUCUGCUGUUCAAAAUUUUGUUUUGGAAAUGAUGGGAUAUCUGUUGCCAAAUGAUACAAUUAUAUUAUCACUGAAUUGUUUCCAACGAAUAGUUCCAGAGCUAGGUUUGGAAGUGGUUUAAAAUUUACUGACAGCAACAACAAUAAUAAUUGCUAAAGCAUUGUAGAAAAACUCAAUACAGUACCAUCAAUUUUAAAUCAAUUUCAAAGGAUCUGGCAGAUAUUUUAGGUAACUUGCUGUCCUUUAAAUAUUCUUCCAUCAUUGUAACAUCACAUUGCUUUCCUCGAUAUAGCUCUGUAUAAUAGCUUACAAAUUGGUUUCUUAUCUCUUUUGGAUUAUCUAUAAUUUUACCAUUAGUGUUUAAUUUAUUUAUGCUACUCUCUUCUUGCUUCUUCUUUAACUGCCAUGCCAACAAUCUUCCAGGUUUAUUAGCAAACUAAAAAUAAAAAAAUGGUCUUGAAUUUGUUUUAAUCUUCCAAUCUAUUUCUUGAUUCAUUAUCAUCGAAAGUUGGGUUUGAAUCAGUUUAAUAUUAUACUUUAUUGAUUCCUUCCCAGGGUUUUUGACAAGUUUUUUCUCGUUUUUAAUCAGUUUCCCUAGCAAUUCCCAUGGAAUUUUUAUUAUUAUUACAUUUUGGAAUGAAUAAUGUGCAGGACAAUAUAUAUCAAUAUAAUUUAUUGUAAUAGUAGUUUGAUUAUGCUAUAUAUCUACACACACAUUUCUUUACUCCAUGCAUUAUUUAUUAUUCAUUGUCGUUAUUAUUCUAAUAAAAUAAAAAGGGACCAUUAAAAAAGUGAGAAGGGGAAGGAAGCAAUGUUGUUGAGAGUAGCAGCAUCCCAGAUGGAAAAACGGAAGACAGAGCUGUCAAGUGAGUGAUGAACAAGAGGAAGUAGCUAUCAGCAAUUGUCCAAGAUAACAAUGGAUCUUAUAAACAUAUGAGCAAAAGAGGUAAGGCCAAAGAAUAACGAUUUAGGGAGGAAAUCAAACAGCAGCCGGGAAAUAGAGUUAGGACCUUUUGGCAGGAAAUUCCUAAAAUAUCUGAGUGUCGCUGGUCCCUAGACUGAAAGAGAAACAAAAGCUGGAAUUGAGAGGAAUCCAUCCAAUUCCCACGUCAGUGGGGCAUUCCAUGUUUUGUUUAGCAUGUUCAUUUAUAGCAGGGGUGGCCAACUCCCAAGAGACUGCGAUCUACUCACAGAAUUAAUCAAUCAAUCUUUAUUAUGGUCCAGAGACCCAACAAGUCGUUACAAAGCAAUGCACAAUUCAUACAGCCUACCUCCAGGUUUAACCAGCAUUUUGUUCAAAAGACAGGGAUCAUUGGUUCUUGCAACCACUGAUAAAAACUUUGCCACUGCUAAUGUUCUAGCGUUUGUCCGGUCUUCCAAUAGGAACCUGAUAUAGUGAGCCUCUGAUUUUCCUGGGAAAGGUACCAGCAAGGGCAAAUCAGUUCAGCCCAGGCUUGCUCAUAUUUUGCACAGUGCAGCAAAAUAUGUUUUACAGAAUCGAUGUCUUGAGCACACGAGCAAAGUGUGUCCUGGUAGGGAACUCCUCUCAACCUGCCAUCCAACACUGCAGAAGGAAAGGCGUUUAGUCUGGCUUUGGUGAAAAGCCUUCGAUAAUUCGGUACUGUCAGGUUUUUAAUGUAAGAUGUUAACUUAAAGACAUGCCCAUAUUGUUCUCCUACUGCUGCAGAAUUAAAAACUGGCAGUGAUCCACCCCCUUUUUUGGAGUUCAGGAGUUCAGGGCAAAGUUGUUGAGGUAAACCCCAUCUUCCGUUCUGGAGGGCAGGGUGAGGGGCCGGGGCCGGAUGAUAUUUUACCAACGCUAAGGAAAGGGACCCAGCAAUCAACCGCGAUCUACCAAAACCUCCCAGGGAUCUACCAGUCGCGAUCGAGCUGUUGGACAUCCCUGAUUUAUAGCAGGGGAUGGUGAACCUGUGGCCCUCCAGAUGUUGUUGCAUUGGCCAUGUUGGCCGUGGCUGUUGGGAGUUGGAGUUCAACAACAUCUGAAGGGUCACAGCUUCCCCAGGCCUUCUGUAGGGAGGGAGGGGAAGCAAAGAAGCCUUGAAGCCCACCAGAGAGCUGCUUUCAUUUUUCAUUGAAGCAGAAACCACUCGCAAAGAACUUUAGAAAAUGUGUUUUUUGCUGUGCUUAACGAUGCCCAAAGGAACAGAGGCAGGCUAGAACAGUGAGGAGGUGGUUCUGGUGGAAGAGUUCCUCCUCUCAGACAAAACAAGUAGAAACUGAACCCACGUAACCGCAGCGUUAUCCGUUUUUUGUAGUAAAUAAGUGUUCUGGGCUAAUAGCCUGAGACAGAGCAACUGGGAGAGGCAGGAGCCUAGAUGUGGGUGGAUAAACGGAUAAACUACUGUUUGUGCUUACUUGGCUAAAUUAGUUUACAGUGAGGAAAAAGAGAGAGGAUUGUAAUGAUGAACUGCGUGGGGAAGACUGAAUGCACCGUAAAUGUUUUCCAAGGAAAGAGGUUGCCUUAUACUGCAUUAGACCAUUGGCCCACCUAGGCCAGCACAGUUGGUGGCUGUCAAGCAGAGGCCAUUGCGGAUUUGAUGAGGAAAGCCCUGUAGCUCAGGGGUAGAGCAUCUGCUUUGCAUGCAGAAGGUACCAGGUUCCAUCCCCAGCAUCUCCAGGUAGGGCGGCUGUCAGGGAACUCUGUGCAAAGUCUGGCAAGCUGCUGCCAGCUAGUGUCAGGUAGUGAGGUAUAUGGUCCAACAGUCUGCCUCAGAGUAAGGCAGCAUCCUAGGUUUCUGUGCCAACCUUGCUGACUGGUAUCUUUCUUUCUUAUAGAUGCCAAGGGUCACACUCAGCCUGCAAGGUCUAUAUUUGAUGGCCUGGUUUGAACACCAUGGUCAACCAUUGUUUAGCAUGACCUGAACAGCCCACCAUGAGCCUUGGGCUCACACACCCUCCAUCUUCCUCCAGCGCAGCUUCAGGGAGGAGUAUGGCAUCAUUUAUUUCCAGUUUAGAUUAACUGUAGCCGGUCGUGUCAUCCAAACGCAGCUAACUGGCUAAUGUUAAUUAUGGAGCUUAUUUGGAAAUUUAAAUUCAAACCUUGGCCUAUUAGCCUGCCUUGUUUAAGGAAAACGUAGUUAAUACUAACCACAGUUUAGAAUUUGGAGAUGACAGCAUGCUAAACUGUGGUUACUCAGAAGCAGGUGUUUUCAAUCUUGGCGGCUGCAAAAGAGGAGGGCAAGGGCCAGUGGUUUCCUGUGGCUCAUCGUCAUCAUGCUAAACUAUGGUUUAGUGUGGUGUCUGAACACAGCCUACGGAGGAGGCCCAAAUGGGUUGCUUCUGUGAAUGUACCGUCAAGAGCAACCUGAGUCUCCUCCAGUGGAUGCCUGGUAAAGGAGACAUGUGAUACGAUAUAAUGGUGUUCCACCUUCCUUUCCACCCAUUUAAUAAGAAAAGCAGCAACCAAUGAAUUGAAGUUGCAGUGAAGAAAUGUGGGGAACCAGUCCAAGAGAUCUGGAGGGCGCCCCAUUGGCUGGCUCUGGUCUAUACCCUGAGUAUUACAACAACCUCAGCCUCACAUGCGUAUAUAGCACUGGAAGUCAGGAGAACUAAAUAAACAGACUUCCCUGAAAUGUGUUGCAUUUGAGGUGAGAUACGAAAUGCCUGUUGAUAUUGGCCCAAUCUCACAUCCCCAACUGAACGACCCAUGUGCCCAUCGCAGAUACCACUUCUUGAUUUUGAAAGCUGUAGGCAUGGCAAUUAAACCCAUGGAAGGGGAGAAAUAAGGCAUACGCACACAUUACAGUGGUACCUCGGGUUAAGUACUUAAUUCGUUCCGGAGGUCCGUUCUUAACCUGAAACUGUUCUUAACCUGAAGCACCAUUUUAGCUAAUGGAGCCCCCCGCUGCUGCCGCGCCGCCGGAGCACGAUUUCUGUUUGCAUCCUGAAGCAAAGUUCUUAACCCGAGGUACUAUUUCUGGGUUAGCGGAGUCUGUAACCUGAAGUGUAUGUAACCUGAAGCGUAUGUAACCCGAGGUACCACUGUACUUGCUUGUGUGGGAUCCAAAAGAUUGGAUACCUACUGGAGCGUGCCAGAAACUGGGUUUGGUGAAGGGUCCACCAGUGGCUAUUAGCCAUGGCAACUUAGCACAGCCUCCACAAUCCAGAAGGUGUUCAUUGAGGGUGCCAAUCUCUAUCAGGUUUGAUUUGUGAACCCACGGGUAUCUAGCCAGAUACUACACUAGAUUGGAUUUACCAUUAGUCCUCCCCCCCAAAAAAAAUGCUAAUUAGAGAUAAAUCUGUAAUAUAAGCAGCAUGUAAAAUGGGAAGAAAUGGAAAUACCUGAGAGAGUGGGAAGCCAGGUUUAUUUUUUUGGGUGUGUAUUAAAUUAGUUUUAAUUGGAGUUGUCGUGUUAUAAAUUUGAAAAAAUGAAUAAAAAUUAAUUGGCAAAAAAAAGGAUUUACCAUUAGUCCAAUCCCACUUCAUAUGUGUUAAACCCAGCUAUUCCGAGAAUAUGACAUUUGCAUUUAAAUAGAAGCAAAAAAUGCACCUUCCCGAGCCAGAUGUGUUUCUAAUUCUGGUUCGCUUUUUUUUUUUAUAAUAGUAGCAAUGUUUUCUUAUUAAGCUCAGCUUCUCUUUUAUCUUCCUCGCAUAAUGUUUAUGUCAGGGCUUAUGAUGCCUCCUCAAGACUCUGAUGGCGCACAUGACCCGCAAAGUCGCUAUUUCAGCAUUUCAUAUAGUUAAUUACAGGAUGAGUUGAUGUAGGAGGGAAAGGGUAGCUAUGAGCAGCCUCAAAGCAAGCCACAGCUGGUUUUGUUGAAACCUAAAUGAAUAUUUGGAAAGCGCCCAACUUUCUAUUGCUUAUAGCAGGGAUAGCCGGCGGGAUGCCCUCCAGAUGUUAAUAGACUACAACUUCCAUCCUCCCUAUUGACCAUGCUGUCUGCAGCUGAUGGAAGUAGGUGUUCAGUAUCUGGAAGCUGCCACAUUGGCUACCACUAGCUUGCACAGAGGAGAUGUCAGGUCCAUAGAUUUGCUGCCAGUUAUUAUCUCUUGCAAAGCCUGUACAGUGGUACCUCAGGUUACAAACACCUUGGGUUACAAACACGUCGGGUUACAGACUCCGCUAAAUCCAGAAGUAGCACCUCGAGUUAAGAACUUUACCUCAGGAUGAGAACAGAAAUUGCUCGCCAGUACCUCAGGUUAAGAACGGUUUCAGGUUAAGAACAGACCUCCAGAACGAAUUAAGUUCGGAACCAGAGGUACCACUGUAUUGAGCUGUCCCACAUUACUUUGUGACGAAACUGCCAACCCAACUGCCAUCUUCCUCUCUAUUUGGAUUUAAAUAUUCUACUGGGUGAAUCGUGGAGACAACCAUUGGUCUACGUGUAACAACGUGGAGCAAAACUGGAAAGACAGGGCUAUCAGCAAGAGCAGAAGUCAAACUGUGUCUCCUCCUCCUCCUCCCUCCCUAGUUAUUGUUGUUGUUUAGUCGUUUAGUCGUGUCCGACUCUUCGUGACCCCAUGGACCAGAGCACGCCAGGCACUCCUGUCUUCCACUGCCUCCCGCAGUUUGGUCAAAUUCGAAGUUGGUAGCUUCGAGAACACUGUGCAACCAUCUCGUCCUCUGUCGUCCCCUUCUCCUUGUGCCCUCCAUCUUUCCCAACAUCAGGGUCUUUUCCAGGAGUCUUCUCUUCUCAUGAGGUGGCCAAAGUACUGGAGCCUCAGCUUCAGGAUCUGUCCUUCCAGUGAGCACUCAGGGUUGAUUUCCUUAAGAAUGGAUAGGUUUGAUCUUCUUGCAGUCCAUGGGACUCUCAAGCGUCUCUCCCUAGUAAGGUGUUGUAAAAACAACAACAUCCUCAUGUUUUAUGAAGUUUCCUUGAUCCAGGGGUGGGGAACUACAGGAACUGAUACUGACUUAAGGAACUCUUUGAGGAAUUCCAUGGCCGUGCAUGCUCUACUGUUGCCAUACCUGCGGCAUUACUAAGUAGCUCUUUAUCAUAUUUAACGCCAUGAUUUUUUUAUAUCAGAGGGAUGAAGUGGAAAGGCCUAUUAUUAUUAGUAGUAGUAGUAUAAUACCCUUCAUUCAAAGUUCCCAGGGCGGUUCACAACAGAAAAAUACAAAAUGAGAAUACUGAGUGACUGCUAAUAUUCUCUUGUUUGGACAGAACAGACUGCAUGGCUUUUUAGUUUCUGAUGGCCCAUAGCCCUGGGGUCUCUUGGCUGCCUGUAUUUCUUCCCAUCUGCCGAACUGGGCCCUGUGCCUGUUGAAAAGUUGGCUCCCUGCGUUGUUGUCUAAGAUAAUUGCAAACACCCCUUCUGUGUGGCCUUGCUGACCUGCUGGCACUUCCAAUUGCUUUGCUCUUGGUUGCAUCUGCUGCAAUUCCUCUGCCAGGAUGGCAAAUGAUGUGAAGAGACGAGGACAAGAAUCCACGGUAAUCCGCUGGGCAUUCAGCUCAUGCCAAAGCCCGUCACACCGAAAGUCAGUACGCAAAGCCCAAUGCCAGGGGAAGAAACAGAACAAAAGGAUCAGCUUCCUGUGUUAACUUAUAGAAUUUGCUCCAUCGGGAGCCAGUGAUGGCCACCUACUUGGAUGGCUUUAGAAGAAGAUUAGAGGCAUGCAUGGGGCUUACGUUAUCAGUGGCUCCUGGCCACAGUAGUGAUGUUCUGCCUUCACUGUUGGAAGCAGCAUGUGUCUGAAUAUCAGGUACUGGAAACUGGAGGAGAGGCAAAAGCGCUCUUUGCAGACAUCCCACAGGGAUCUGGUUGGCCGCUGUGAGACUGGGAUGCUGGACCUGUUGGGCUGCUGGCCUGAACCAGCAGGGCUCUGUUUGUGUGCUCACAUUCUCCAUUUCUGCAAAGGGUAAACAUUAGGAUGGGGCAAUGUCUGCUUUUCAACAUCGUCAUAUAUCACUGGCUAAACAUUGCAAUACAGUGGUACCUCAGGUUAAGAACUUAAUUUGUUCUGGAGGUCCGUUCUUAAUCUGAAACUGUUCUUAACCUGAAGUACCACUUUAGCUAAUGGGGCCUGCUGCCGCGCAAUUUCUGUUCUCAUCCUGAGGUAAAGUUCUUAACCCGAGGUACUAUUUCUGGGUUAGCGGAGUCUGUAACCUGAAGCGUCUGUAACCAAAGGUACCACUGUGUACUGAUAUAUCAGAAUGGAGCUAUGUACAGUGGUACUUUGGGUUAAGAACUUAAUUUGUUCCAGAGGUCCGUUCUUAACCUGAAACUGUUAUUAACCUGAAGCACCGCUUUAGCUAAUGGGGCCUCCCGCUGCAGCUGCGCCGCUGGAGCACGAUUUCUGUUCUCAUCCUGAAGCAAAGUUCUUAACCCAAGGUACUAUUUCUGGGUUAGCGGAGUCUGUAACCUGAAGCAUAUGUAACCCGAGGUACCACUGUAUAGGCAUUAGCUGGCUUCAUGGUUUUACCCACAUUGUGAUUUUUGCAUAGCUCGCACACACACGCACGUGCGCGCGCGCGCACACACACACACACGUACAAAAAAUUAUUUACGAUAUAUUGCCAGCUCAAGAAUUAUGAAACUGAUAUCACAAUAUGGAUUUCAAUCUGGUUUUAGAUGAAAUAUUGAUACAUCUCGCCCAGCCCUAGUAAACAUGAUGAAAUGGGAAAACAGAAACACCAGGGGAGGGGAGGGGGGAGGUCUACAUUCUAUUUUUUGAAUUUAUAAAAUACUGUGAUUAUAAAAUUUGAAAAUAAAAUAUUUUUUUUUAAAAAAAGGAAGCAGAAACACCAACCUGAUUGAUAGAGCAGAAACAUUUCAAUCAUAGCUAUCAGUAGGUACAAUUUCUUUCCAAAUCAGCAUUUGAAUCUAGGGUGUAAACCAUUUGCUUUAUUGGAAGUGUUAUAUUUCCCCCCCCAAAAUCUUCUUUGGUCUCAAAAAGCCUUCUCCAUCAGUACUUCAAGGCCUUUUCAAACUGUUUUGAAUUGAUUUUAAGGCAUUGACUUGUUAUUCAUCUCCCCCCCCCCAUCCCUGCCCUUGCUGUUUUUGAACAGGUUCCAGAACCUUCUUUGGUCCCGAAAAGCCUUUGUGGACAGUGUUAAAGUCUACAACCAGAGCUACAUCUAUAUGCCGGCCUUCUCCAUGAAAGCGGGGACAGAGCCCUCUCUCAGGGUCUACUACACCCUAGCAGAUGUUGGCGCCAGGCAAAAGGUGAUUUUCGCCAACCCAAACUUCUUGCGCAACAUCGGAAAGUUCUGGAAGAACAAAGGAAUCCAUGGAAAGCGGCUGUCGACGGGCCUCUUCCUGGUCAGUGCAGCCCUGGGUUUGUGUGAAGAAGUAACGAUUUAUGGGUUCUGGCCCUUUUCGAUGGACCUGCAUGGGAAGUUUAUCAGUCACCACUACUACGACAACAUCUUGCCGGAUUCGUGGUUUCACGCUAUGCCGGAGGAAUUCCUACAGCUGUGGUUUCUCCACAAAAGUGGCGUGUUGCGAAUGCAGCUGGAACAUUGCGAAGCCUGAGAACCUGGGUCUGAGGGAGUUGGUGUGUCUCGCCAAACGAACAAACUGGGGAAAGGCUGCGGGGACUCAAAACCCAACCUUAAAAUGGGAUUUGCAUGGAAUGCUACAAUAACAAUUGCUCCAUUGAUAACUUGAAGAUGGACAGAGGAGUCGGAGUCCUCAUGGGCAGUGGUUCAUGAGGUGAUUGGUUGUUAUCUCAGCAAAAUGGCGGAAUUUGACUGGGUGUUGCCAACGUUGCGACUCAAGAGCAUCAAGCAGUUUGAAGAGGGGUAGGGGGUAACAAAGGGCUUUUGCUGAGUAUUUCAUAUUGCUCAGAUUUAAGACUGGCAACCCAUUCAAUUGGGGAUAUGGUUUCCUUUUGGUUUCCUUUUUUUUGUUUCCAAAGCUGGAUUUUGAAAGGUGCCUGGAGUCAACCAUUCCUGUUUCUUUCAGGGAGUAUUGAACAAGUCAUAGGACAGUGCCAAUUUUUCUCUCCUUUUUUUGUUUCGUUUUGUUUCGUUUUUAAUGAAAAUGACAGGUUACUCCUUUCAAGAGCAGUAUUCUCCAGUCCUUGUAGCAUAAACUGGGAAACCUUUUUUUUAAAAGAAAUGUGAAUGUUUUUUAAGCAAAAUAUUUAUUUUUUGAUGAAACAAUUGCCCGGUCUUUCCACACAGGCCUCUUGCUGUAAGGUAAUAGUUGCUGUCGAGCAGUCCAGAUUGCUCUUGGUCAUAAAACCCAAACCUAUUUGAUCCCACGGUGCAGAACUAGGCACAAUUCUGAGCUGGCCUCGCAUUGUCAAAAUGCCGAGUAGCUGCACAUUUGAGAAGCAAGAAUCUGGCCUGGUUGAUAGACCCAGGGCAGUCAGUUCCUGUUUUUGUAGACACUUAACUGGAAGCCAAUUUUGCAAUGCCUGAAAGUUGCGUGCUGGGUUUCCAGUAUGGGCUUCAUCCUUACAUUCCUUUGCAUUCCAGGCCCACCAAGAAGGUGGUGCAUUGUACUUAAGAAUCAGAACUGCUGUUCAGACUUUGGGGAGGAACCACAGGUUCAAUCUCCCAGGAUCAAUCUCUCCGAAAUAGAGGGUCCUAGGUUGCAGUAGGAAAGGACCUUCUUGCGUGAACCCACAAUGGUGGCCUGGCCAUGUAUAAUGCAUACUUCACUUUGCAAUUGUAACUUUCUUUGAUUCAUGUCAAUACUGUCUUAUUUUGACCACGGUUUGUGCUUAACCCAAACAUUAGCCUUCUCAUUCCUUCUCCCUGGCCACCCCCAUCAAAAUGACGGAGCUGAUUGAUUCAGUUUAAAACUAUAUAUGUGAAUUUUGUAGCUGCAGUGAGGAGCCGUAAGCCAAGACCGAUGGUUUUCUCAUUGCAACACUUUGCCUAAGUGUCAGAUGGGCGCAAGCUGCCAAUGGUGAUGUCACAUGCAUAUUUCCAGCCCUUGAAUACCUGCCAUUCAUUUCAGCGGUGCUUGCAAAGGGGGAAGCGUUUCAGUGAUUUCUUCAUACUGGAAAACAGCCACGUCUAGGGUUCGUCAAACUAAUAAGACCCUGAGCGUGAACGGACAGUUAGACAAAGCUAAGGGCUUAUUCCCAGAAACGCAUGUAAGUCAGGUGCACAGCAGGGCAAGAAAAUUGCUCCCCAAAAUUCCCAUUUUUGCGCCUGCAAAUUAUGGUGUUGAAUAUUUUCUAGUAUUCUCUGGAUGCUCCCAUAUUUUCCGAAUCUCCACUGAAUAUUAAUUAGGGAUUCAGCCUCUGAUAAAGAAAAACAAAGAGCAUAUGUUUCCCCGCCCUCACAAUAAAAAAAUAUAGCUUUAUUCAUGUGCAGAAUUAAGCAACCAUUUAUUUAGUUUUACUUGAUCUAAAUCUGCAUAUGAAUAAAGCAUUACUUUUGGAUGAAAGGGUGUAUUUUAAGAUGGCAUAUGCUACAGUAGGUGCCACCUUAGAAGUGAUGUUUUUAUUCUUUAAUUUUCUUACUACAUUCUGCCAAGGAGCAUACAUGGUUCUGCUCUUCCCAACUUUCACCCUCGUGACAACCCUGUGAGGUAGGUUAAGCUGAAAGACUGUGACUGGAGCAAGGUCACGCAGCGAGCUUUAAGGCUGAGUGGGGAUUUGAGCCCUGCUCUCCCAGGUCCUACUCUGACACUCUUUUCAGUGUGCAUGGUCCUCUGUGUGCAAGUGACAGAGGCAUGCCUCUUCUAAGUAGUUAUAACAAAAACAAUUAACUUUUUUAAAAAAAUUAGUGUUGACCAAUUAACCAGGGAUGCCUUUUUAGUCAGUUCAACAUCAGUUUAGCCUAGCCAGUUCUUCAGUUAAAAGCUUGUGACUCUUAACACAUAUCUGCACUUGACUUUCCACGAUAGUUGGUUUGAACAUUUGAUAUUUUUCAGAGUUUGAUAGUUGACAUGUUCAGAAUGGUUGGUGGGUGUUUUUUAAGCGCUUCAGGCACUUUUAAGUGCUUGGCAGCAUAUGAGAUUUCAUAGAAGGUGCUGCUUGCCAGACUAUGAUACUUGAGGAGCACUCAUGUUUCAGAUGUGGAGGUAGAAACUUCUUACAUACAGAAUGUGGAUUCAGUUUUCAGAUGUGAGAUUUUUAUGUUCAGGAUUUGAAAUAGAAAUUGGGAAAUUGUGAGUUCAAAAUGUUUACAUUCAUUCCAGUUUGAGGAACAUCGCUUUUUAAUUACAUUACUAGUUGCAGUGGCCAACAUAUGACAGGAUAAACCUGUCCCCCAUCCCAAGUGUGGCUCCCACUUUGGAGUAAUUUUCUAAUGUGAGAAGCAACAACGUGUUUGGUUUUGUGUUAAUUGAUAUCGCGCAUAUCUGGUGAUAACGAGCUUAUCUGUAGUGCUACAUGGUCAAUAACCACUCGCUGAAAUUAUUCAUAUGAGAACACCAGAAUAAUACUGAGCCAAAAUUGGGAAAAUCUUAGGGGCAUUUUCCCUCCAUGAAGGAGGCCUCUCUCCUUUCAGUGAUCUUCAGGGAAGCUGCAAAAAGAGUUUGGAUCAUGGCUUUCUCACCAGCAGCUACUAACAGCAAGGACGAUGCUGUCUGCAGUUUCCUCGGAACUGGCUUAUUUCACAUCAUCGCAUAGCUGAAUCUGAUUGGCUGGGUGGCCACCACCCCAAAGCCAUUUCAGAGAGAGGACAAGAAGGAUCACACCUCCUCUCAAUUGGCUUUGUGAUGCAGUUUGCCACAUGACAUGUUGAUAGCAAUGUGAAUCCUGAUUGGUUGGAAUUUCAGUCCCAAGAAGUAAGCGCUGCAGCAACAGCCAAGAGCCGUUUUGAAUAUCAGUGAUCAGGUGUGAAAAGGUUAACUUGGGAGUGGGGAAAUUUUGGUUCCCAGAACCUCCCCCCUUUUUUGUGUGUGUGCAAAAAAGUCCACUGGGGAAUUUUCAGUACAGUAUUACACUCCAGUCUAUUCCAUGGCUUGCUGACUUACCUAAACAGUUCUUUUUUUUUAAAUGAGGGGUGGGUAAAAAAAUGAGCAGGCCAUUGGGGGACCUUUUCACUCAAACCACCUUGAUAGCAUUGUUAAUAAUGAUAACUUUUUAUUUAUACCCCACCCUUUCCGGUUCAGAAAACCGGGCUCAGGGUGGCUAACAACAAAUUUAAAACACUUACUUGAUGCAACAAAACCAGCAUAAAAUACAGUGUAAAACAUGAAUAACAAUAAAUUCAGAAUUCAAAAAUCAGUUUGUGGAAAAAUCCAUCCAAUAAACAUUAGAUGAUCACCAGGGCUAGCUGGCUAAAUUAGUCCUAUUUGGGCCAGCGAGGAGACCAGGGGAGAAUUAGCUGUGGGAACCCAGAGCAGGUAAUCUUCAUAAAAAGGGAGGGGGAGGGAAGGAAGGGGAAUAAAAGAUCAUGCUAAGUUCAGAUUGAAAGCCAGGCGGAAUAGCUCUGUCUUACAGGCCCUGCAGAAGGAAGUUAAAUCCUCCAGGGCCCUGGUCUCCUGGGACAGAGCAUUCCACCAGUUCGGAGCCAUCACUGAGAAGGCCCUGGCCCUGGUGCAGGAUAAUCUGACUUCCUUAGGGCCCGGGACCUCUAAACUAUGAUUAUUCAUGGACCUUAUGUCCUCUGCAGGGCAUACCAGGAGAGGCGGUCCCGUAAACGCUAGGGCCCUAAGCCACAAAGAAGCAGUAUAUAAAUCCAAGAAAUGGAUAAAUAACAUUUUAAGGUCCCCACCUCUGCCUUUAACCGUAUACCUAAAGACAUAAAACGUCUAGAGGACAAAUAGGUGUUUGAAAAAGUCUCUAUCCUAUAGGCACACAUGCUAGGGACCUGGGUUUGGAUACAGGUCCUGUUGAGUGAGCAGUAAGUUGCAAGACUGGGUUUGUUACCGAUACGUGUGAAAUGAUCCUGACUACACACAUAUUGUGGUGGAAUGGUCAGCAUCUGAAUGAAGUGGCAACACCUAGCUUUCUUAUUCCUAAAUUUCACUUACUGCUCAUGUACAUGCUUGAGAAGAUACUCCGUGCCAAUCUAAGCUUCAGAGAAAGGACACGAUACAGCCUCCUCAUAUUGUUCUGCUUCAGAAUGCUGGGGAACAGUUGCCCCAAUGUCUCACUGCAAAUUUAAAAGCAGCAGAUCAGGGACGUAUUAGAACCUCUUGGUCUGCUAGCUUUCUAUGAACAGGGAGCUUUGUGGAGGGAGGAACUGCGUUAUACUACACUAUCCACACACAACACUUAGCCAAACCAAAGAUUGCACCCGGCGGGUAGUGCCCCUGGUUCUGCUAAUGCUAUCAGUGGCUUAGCAUUAUGCUCAAACCUUGGCUUAUGGCUUGUCUCGCUCCAGACAACACACUCGUCGUAAGCAAGGCUUACAAAACCCAUGUUUACAAAAACCCGUUUUUUUUCUGGGGGAGGCGAUCCACAAGGCUGGAUCAGCCCAUCAUGCUAAGCACUAGGUAGCACAACAGCAGGCUUCCUCAAACUUGGCCCUCCAGAUGUUUUUGGCCUACGACUCCCAUGAUCCCUAGCUAGCAGGACCAGUGGUCAGGGAUGAUGGGAAUUGUAGUCUGGAGGGCCGAGUUUGAGGAAGCCUGCACAACAACAGCCAGAACUCAGAUAAUUGCUGCGUUCAUGAUCUUUGCUCUGGGAACUUGAGAUUCUUCAAAAAAUAUAUAUAAAAAUAUUUGAAAGUGACAUUUGCUCCGGGAACUUGUACAUUUGCUCAUCCACACUAAACCAUGGGUUGGCUCCUUGUGAGCUGGUCUGCAUUCUAAGGUGGCACAGUCUCUGAAGGGCUGAGCUUUGGGCGGUGGAGGCAACUCUAAUUGGUAAAGUGCCAAUUAAGCCUGGAAGUGUAGAGGGCCUUUCUUUUCUUUUACAUUUUUGUAGUUGGGUUUGCACACCAAAAAAACGUGGCUGGUGUACACAUGUCGGAACAUACGUAUCUCCAAACGUCAAAUAAAAUAGCAAGGGUACUGAGAGUUGUUAAGAGACCCUUAUUCCCCGUAAAGGUAAAGGACCCCUGACCGUUAAGUCCAGUCUCAAACGACUCUGGGGUUGCGGCGCUCAUCUCGCUUUACUGGCUGAGGGAGCCGAUGUUUGUCUGCAGACAGUUUUUCCGGGUCAUGUGGCCAGAAUGACUAAGCCGCUUCUGGCGAAACUAGAGCAGCGCACAGAAACGCCGUUUACCUUCCCGCCAGAGCAGUACCUAUUUAUCUACUUGCACUUUGACGUGCUUUCAAACUGCUAGGUUGGCAAGAGCCGGGACCGAGCAACGGGAGCUCAUCCUGUCGCAGGAAUUCGAACCGCUGACCUUCUGAUCGGCAAGCCCAAGAGGCUCAGUGGUUUAGACCACAGCGCCACCCGCGUCCCCUUAUUCGCCUUACAAAGCUACAAUUCCCAGAGUUUACUGGGAAGAAGGAUUAUUGUUAAACAACUCUGGGAAUGGUAGUUGUUUGAGGGGAGCACCCUUAACACACUACAGUUCCCAUAUCCUUUGGAGGAAGCCGUGACAAAGUGCCAUCAUAGUACUUUAAAGGUGUUGUGCAGGUGUGGCCCUAGUUAUUGUUUUGCGUACACACUGUGAAAGCAAAGGCUUCAGGCUUCAACCAGUUGGGGAUGGGUCAUGCUUGGAGGUUGCAUCUAAAGGUCCCCUCCUUCCAGCAGAAGGAGCACAUCUGUCCACGAAAAGUGAGAUGUUCUCAGAGAAGGGCUCCUGUUGGAGGAAACCUCCUUCCACCAGAGGAAGGGAGUCUUUGGAUCUCGCCCAUAAUUUGCACACAUCCCUAAGAUCACAGCUCACCAUACCGUUGGAUGAUCUUGUUGAGUCUGGAAGUAGGGAAUUGCAAAUGGGAGGUGCUGGUGUAUGAAAGCAGGAUGAGGCCACAAAAGGCUGAGAAUGGUUUAGGAUCAGCCUUGGGUGGUUUAUCAGGAGAGAACUGGGUCAGAUUUUCCAGAGCUGUACAUAACUGUGUUGCUGAAUGUAGCUAAUGCCACGAUGCAACACAAGAGACGAUGUAGUGUGCUAACUGGUGACCAAAUGCUCCCCCCCCCCUUGUUUCUGAUGUUCCAAGCCAAGAAGAUUUUUAUUCUCCUCUCUCACUUGGGAACACCCCCCCCUUUUUUUGCUUUCGUUUACUGUGAUCUUUGUAGACUGCCAUCCUUGGCUUUUCUCUCUUUGAUCAUCCUCAGCCCAAACUGUAUUAGAGAAAUAAAGCAGCCCUUAAGGGCUGCUUUUUUGAGGGGGGGAGGGGAGGAAUAAUUACAAGUCAAGUGAAAUGUAAAAAAUAAAGUAGAAAUGAAAUGUUGGCAGCUUACAUAAUGUUAGCCCUUCACUUUGCAAUCAGCAAAUUAUAUAAGGAACCCCGUUCCGUGGCUGCUCUGGUGUUCAUGUUGCCUAGAGGGCUGCUUUCUUUUUGACUCUUACACAGGCACAGAAUAGUCCCAGGACACUAAUAAAUGAAAGCUUUUGUGGAGGAAUCUCUGAGCCUUGGGACACUGUCCUGGCUACACACUUCUGCUGUCUCUGCUUCACCCUGUCAAGCUUUUUAGACCUGGCUGGAAUGUGUCCUUGAGCUCUUGGCAAUGCCUGUUGCUUGCUUGGAUGAAGCGCAGAGAGGGCUCCUUGUUUGUGUGAAUGGACGUAAAAAGCAGCCUACUGUACAAGGGUGAAAUUUGCUCCUGGUGACCCAUGCCUCUGUCCCUGCCUGCCAUGCCAUGUGGCUCCCUGGAAGGUUAGCCAGACAACAACGCGACCCUUGGCUUGGAAAAGUGCUGCGCACUGGGAAAGGGGUGCGAUUGAACUGGUAGGCAGCCUUCAUUCCCCUUGACAGUUAAGAGCGCUUGAAUGUUCACUGCAGUACGAGGGAAGGGGGAAUUUGCACUCCCCCGCCGCAUGCGCAAAAGCGCUUGAGCAUGCCUGCACAGACCAAACUUAGGAGCCUCCUACUAGUUCUUUUGAUAACUUGCAUCCAGCUUCUAAGCAUUUUGUGGGUGUUGUCCCCAGUGGCAAUGCUAAGCUAGAAUCAGCCCACAAUGAACAUUCUGGUGGCCAAUAAUUUCUUGAUCUACGGCGAGAGGGGGUUUGAUGGUCAUGUGUAAUUUGGAAAAAAAUUGGGGGACGAAGUAAGGAGUAUUAAUGCCCACCAUGCCAUUGAGCCGUCUGUCUUUAUGGUUCCACAUCAUUCUGUCCCCACUCAGUCUAAUGGAGGAGCUGGUUUGUUGAGACAACGCUUUGCGUACCUGUGUCGAUCCUUCCCAUAAUGACAGGCCACUCCAUGCAUCCAGGUGAAGCAACUAAGGGGAGCCCACAACGGUGUCUGGUCUAGCAUAUCGUGCGCAUGGAUCCUCGCUGCUUGCGUGCAUGUAUCUUAGCGUGCAUGGAGCUCCCCCAUAAAGAUGACCGAGAGAACCCUGGCAAGUUGAAGAGCUCCGCAUGGGCAUCAGAGCUCCUCGCCUGCAGGGAAUUGCUGGAACAGACCAUGGGAGCGUAAAACACAAAUUAUAUCAGAAUUGAUUGUAGGUCCCUUUCUAUAAGCAAGUUGCAUUGCAGGGGGCUGGACUUAGAUGGCCCUCCCACCUCUUAUCAUUCUAAGUGAUAACUUCCAUCUAAACGAAGGAUACACAAUAGUGUCUUUUGCUGAGCCAAUUUGUUGUCGGUGUAAGAGUCUUCCUUGGUUGAUUUCAUUCUGUCUGGAUGUACCUUUGUUCAAUAUGAAUUUAUCACUCAAUUGUCCCUUAGGAGAAAUUUCUGGAACAAAAAACUUUGAGCCUGCCAGGGGCCAUUGAGUAUCAUUAUUAAUAAAAUACUACUUUUACACAGUGUGGUUUUUUUACUGCGCAAAGCCUGUCCAAAUUCCUCUUGGUUCCAUUUCACAAAAGGGGAAGUGAGGAUGAGUGAACUGACUGG
Messenger RNA from Podarcis lilfordi (Lilford's wall lizard), 85447 nucleotides. NCBI's taxonomy places the organism in Eukaryota, Metazoa, Chordata, Lepidosauria, Squamata, Lacertidae. The record is from the annotation of a GenBank genome assembly.